Schistocerca gregaria is the source of this 74052-nucleotide messenger RNA. RefSeq lists its product as uncharacterized. The coding region runs from base 70 to 72597 and encodes 24175 amino acids. Gene Ontology annotation, cellular component: extracellular region; nucleus. Lineage: Eukaryota; Metazoa; Arthropoda; Insecta; Orthoptera; Acrididae. The transcript is spliced from 218 exons. The record is from RefSeq and is a predicted model, not a curated record. Gene Ontology annotation, molecular function: calcium ion binding; zinc ion binding; 4 iron, 4 sulfur cluster binding.
GAGUGCCGGCCACCAACAGGACGGGAGGCGACCGCCGAGGGCCGCGCUGCAGCUGUGGCGAUCCGGGCCAUGGCCUCCACGGCAAAAAUGAGGGCACUACUCGCCUUAGUAGUUUGGUUAACGCUAGCGACAACAAACGUAUUAUCAUAUAACGGACUCGGCCAUGGAAUCAAACACGAAAUAUUCUUCUUGAACUUGGAAGACGGUUACUUCGGAUGCCAGGUGAAUGAAUCGACCGAUGUGCUGCAACUGUACGAACUGUCCAAGCUCUGCGACGGAGUUCCGGACUGUUUCCAGGCAUCCGACGAGCUGCGGCGCGAGCUAAAGUGUUCAGAUGACUGCGGCCUGCUGCCGGACCACCCGACGUGCCAGGUGAAGUGCCAGAACGGCGCCUGCCUCGACUCCCAGUGCCACUGCAACGACGGCUUUGGAGGCUGCGGCUGCGAAGUUCCAGAUGAGAACGAGUGCAAGUACCGUCCUUGCGACGUGUUCGCGCACUGUACAAACACUCUAGGCAGCUUCCACUGUUCCUGCUUCCCUGGGUACACCGGCGACGGCUUCUCUUGUCAAGAUAUCGACGAGUGCGAGGACCCGGCCAUCAGGGCCCGCUGUGUCGCCAACGCCGAGUGCUGCAACCUGCCGGCACACUUCUUCUGCAAGUGCAAUCCGGGCUACGAGGGAGACGGAGAGGUCGAAUGCAGAGAUAUAAACGAAUGUGAACUGCCUGGUGCUUGCGGAAUCAACACGCACUGUACCAACCUGCCUGGAAACUACACGUGUACUUGUCUGGACGGCUUUGUCGGAAAUCCGUAUGAUGGGUGCGUGCGCCAGGACGAGUGCUCGCUGCCCGGUGCGUGCGGCCCCGGCGCGCUGUGCGUGGCGACGCUGGACGGCCACGAGUGCCACUGCCCGCCGGGCUCGGUGGGCGGCGACCCCUACUCGGAGGGCUGCGCCGGGCCCGACGCGUGCGCGCGCAGCCCCUGCGGCCGCGGAGCCAUCUGCACGAACCACGACCUCGGCUUCAGGUGCACCUGUCCGCCCGGCUACGACGGAGACCCCAACGUCGCCUGCCAAGAGCCGGAGGCGAAGGACGCGUGCGCGGCGGCGGCGUGCGGCCAGGGCGCCGAGUGCCGGCGAGACGGCGAGGCCGGCGGCGCGCGGUGCGCCUGCCCGGCAGGCUUCACGGGCGACCCGCUGCUCGCCUGCACCGACAUCAACGAGUGCUCCGCCGGCGCCGCCAGCUGCGGCGUCAACGCCAAGUGCAUCAACGUGCCCGGCUCCUACAAGUGCAUCUGUCCGCAGGGCUUCUCCGGACACGGCAACAUCUUCUGCGAAAAUGUAAACGAAUGCGAUGACAGCCCUUGUGGCGAGAACGCUAUAUGCACUGACACGGUCGGCAGCUUUAUCUGUACCUGCAAGGAAGACUACACCGGAGACGCUUUCAAGGGCUGCACUGAUAUCAACGAGUGCGUGGCGCUGGACCGCCCGUGCGGCACGAACGCGCUGUGCCAGAACGCGGUGCCGGGCUACACGUGCGUGUGCCCGCAAGGCUACGCGGGCAAGCCCGACGCCAAGGUGGCGUGCGAGCAGGUCGACGUGAACAUCCUCUGCCGCUCCAACUUCGACUGCGCCAACAACGCGGAGUGCGUGGACGGGCAGUGCUUCUGCCAGAAGGGCUUCGUGGCGCGCGCCGCCGACUGCGUAGACAUCGACGAGUGCUCGCAGGGGCAGCCGUGCGGCGCGUCUGCGCGCUGCACCAACGUCCAGGGCGGCUACCACUGCGAGUGCGAGCCCGGCUUCGUCGGCAGCCCGCCGCGCCUGCCCUGCAAAGCACCGUGCGAAGACGUCAAGUGUGGAGACCACGCCUUCUGUAAGCCUGACGGUCAAGAAGCUUACUGCAUUUGUGAGGACGGCUGGUCGUUCAAUCCACUGGAUAUAACAGCAGGAUGUGUUGACAUCGACGAGUGUGACAAGAUCAAUGGACCCUUCGGGCGCUGCGGUGCCAAUGCGCUGUGUACCAACACGCCAGGCGGCUUCAGCUGCCAGUGCCCGCCUGGACUUACUGGAAAUGCAUUCAAACAGUGUCUAGACAUCGACGAGUGCGCGACGGGCAGCCCGUGCGGAGCGGGCGCCGUGUGCACCAACGUGGUGGGCUCGUACAGCUGCGGCUGCCCGCCGGGAUCCGUGCCCGACCCCGACCCCAAGGUCAAGUGCGUGGCCGUCGUGACGUGCGCCGCCGACGCCGACUGCCCCGGCAACGCCAUCUGCGACCCGCAUAAGCGCUGCCUCUGCCCCGAGCCCAACGUCGGACCCGACUGCAGGCACCCGUGCGAGUCGGUGGUGUGCGGCCCGAACGCGCAGUGCCUGCUGCUGAACGGCGCGGCGCGCUGCCUGUGCGCCAGCGGCUACACGGCGGCGGCGGCGCCCGCCGGCGGCUGCGUCGACGUGGACGAGUGCGCGGCGACGCCGUGCGCGCCGGGCGCCGUCUGCCGCAACGAGCCGGGCGGCUUCUCGUGCGAGUGCCCCGGCGGCUGGGCCGGCGACCCGUACCGCGGCGCGGGCUGCGCGCGCCCGCACGGCCCCGCGCCCGCCGCCUGCUCCAAGCAGCGGCCGUGCCCGCUGGGCGAGCACUGCGUCGCCGAUCAGUACGCCGGCACCAGCGUCUGCCUGUGCCAGCGCGGCUUCACGCGCGAUCCCACCUCCGGCCGCUGCCGCGACGUCGACGAGUGCCGCGAGCUGCGCGACCGCCCCGCCUGCGGCCUCAACGCCGUCUGCAAGAACCUGCCCGGUAGCUACGAGUGCCAGUGUCCGCCCGGCUUCAACGGAAACCCCUUCCUGCUCUGCGAAGAGUGUAACACGCUGGAGUGCCAGUGCCAGCCGCCGUACCAGCUUCUGGACGGCAACUGCGUGCUGGCGGGCUGCUCCAAAGGCGAAAAGUGCCCGCCGGGCGCCGAGUGCAUCACCAUCGCGGGCGGCGUCAGCUACUGCGCCUGCCCCAAGGGCUUCCGCACACGCCACGACGGCUCCUGCGAAGACGUGGACGAGUGCUCGGAGGGCCGGCAGGUGUGCGGCUACGGCGCCGAGUGCGUCAACAGCGCGGGCUCGCACCGCUGCGUGUGCCCGCGCGGCUACAGCGGCGACCCCUACAACGGCGUCUGCUCGCCCGACCAGGUGCGCUGCGUCAGCCACGCCGACUGCUCCGCCAACGAGAAGUGCGUCCAACCGGGAGAGUGCGUCUGCCCGCCGCCGUUCUUCGUCGACCCGCUCGAUGGCAACAAGUGCAAGAGCCCGUGCGAGCGCUUCCCGUGCGGCCUGAACGCCAAGUGCACGCCGAGCGACCCGCCGCGCUGCAUGUGUGAGCCGGGCUACAAGGGAGACCCGCUGACCGGUUGCUCCGACGUGGACGAGUGCGCCGACAGCCCGUGCGCCUACGGCGCGCACUGCCUCAACGGGAAGGGCGACUACAAGUGCGUCUGCGCCAAGGGCAUGACCGGCGACCCCUACCGAUCUGGAUGCGUGAACGCGGACGGCGCCGGCAAGGCGGAGUGCGCCAGCGACGCGGACUGCGUCGGCCAGCUGGCGUGCGUGUCCGGCGCGUGUGUCAACCCGUGCUCGACGCUGCCGUGCGGGCCGCACGCCUACUGCGAGGCCGACAACCACGCAGCCUGGUGCCGCUGCGCCGUCGGCUACACCGAGGCCGCCAACGGAGAGUGCGUCUCAGUGUGCCAGGGCGUGGUGUGCGGCCGCGGCGCGCAGUGCAUCGUGACGGCGCUGGGCGCCACGUGCAAGUGCGUCGAGGGCUUCAUCGGCAACCCGUUCCCCGGCGGCCUGUGCGUGCCCGACGUCUGCUCGGCCAGCAACCCGUGCGCCGAGCCCAGCGUCUGCAUCGGCGGCCGCUGCAAGGAGCGCUGCGAGGGCGUCGUCUGCGGCGUCGGCGCCUCCUGCGACCGCAACACAAACAAGUGUGUCUGUGACCCCUUCUUCGUCGGCAACCCGGACCUCAUCUGCAUGCCGCCCGUGCUGCCGCCGCAUUGCGAGCCGGGCUGCGGAGAGAAGGCGCACUGCGAGUACGGCGUGGUGAACGUGUGCGUGUGCGACGCGGGCCACGAGGGCAACCCCUACCAAGGCUGCGCGCCGCAGGGCAAGGCGUCGUGCGCCAGCGCCGCCUGCGGCCAGGGCGCCCACUGCAGCCAGGGCCCGCACGGCAUGCAGUGCGCCUGCCCGCCGGGCUUCGCCGGAAACCCCUACAUCCUCUGUCAAGACGUGGACGAGUGCAGCAGCGCCGGAGCGUGCGGCGCCCACGCGGUGUGCAUCAACACGGCGGGCGGCUACGACUGCCGCUGCCAGGAGGGCUACGCCGGCAACCCGUUCGCCGUGUGCCUGCGCGUGCGGCCGGGGCCCUGCACGGACCCCGCCACCUGCAAGUGCGGCCGCGACGUGCCCUGCCCGCCAGGGUUCUCCUGCGAGAAGGGCAAGUGCCGCGACCUGUGCGCUGGAGUGAAGUGCGGCUCCAUGGCCACCUGCGACUCCGGGAAGUGCAUCUGCCCUGCGGGAUACAACCUGGACGCCAGCAGCAAAGCCUGCAAGCCGCUCGGCCACUGUAACAACGACCUGGACUGUGGCUCUUCAGAGAUUUGCUUCCACUUCCUGGGUGUUAAGGGCUCUAGCGGCGUGCGCAAGUGCGUGGACGCGUGCAGCAAGGCGCAGUGCGGGCCGAACGCGCUGUGCGUGUCCGAGCAGCACCGUUCAUCGUGCAUCUGCGCGGAGGGCACGAGCGGCGACCCGAGCGACCUGGUGCUGGGCUGCCGGCCCGAGGAAGAGGGCCAGCCGAAGCGCGGCUGCCUCAGCGACGCCGACUGCCCGCCGGGGCUCGCCUGCACGCUGGGCCUAGACGCCAGCCGAGCCUGCGUCGACCCCUGCCUCAGCGUCGCCUGCGCCAUCAACGAGGUGUGCCGGCUGGACGCGCAGCACGGCCCCGUGUGCCACUGCCGCGACGGCUUCGUGUGGAACCCGGUGUCGUCGGCGUGCGAGAAGCCGUCGCUGCCCGACUGCGCGAGCGACGGCGACUGCGGGCCGGCGGCGGCGUGCCGGCCCGACGCGCUGGGCGUGCUGCGGUGCGCCGACGCCUGCGCCGCGCUCUCCUGCCCGCCGCACAGCCAGUGCGAGGCGCGCGACCACCGCGCCACCUGUCGCUGCCUGCCCGGCUACACCGGCAACCCGGCCGACCGCGCCGGCUGCGUGCCCGCCUCCAGGAACUCCUGCACCAGCGACGCCAACUGCGCCGAGGCCGAGGUGUGCCGACUGGACGCGCAGACGAACUCGUUCUCGUGCCGGCCGGCGUGCCAGGCGGUGCGCUGCGGCCCGGGCGCCGUGUGCGCGGCCCAGAACCACGUGGCGCAGUGCCGCUGCCCGCCGGGCCCGUACGCCGGCGACCCGUACGACGCGGCGGCCGGCUGCCGCACCGUGCCCUGCGUCUACAACAUCGACUGCCCGCCCAGCCAGCUGUGCGACCGCCUCUCACACACCUGCAUGGACGUCUGCCACGAGGACUCGUGCGGCACCGACGCCGUCUGCGUCGCCGAGGACCACAAGGCUGUCUGCCAGUGCCCGCCGGGAUACAGGGGCAACCCAGAGAUCGAGUGCACGCCGGGAGCCGUGUGCCAGCCGAGCCCGUGCCACCCGAGCGCGACGUGCGAAGCGGCGCCGGGCGGUGACGGACACGUGUGCCGCUGCCCGGCCGGCCAGGUGGGCGACCCGUACACCACGGGCUGCCGGCCCGAGGGCCGCUGCCCCGGCGGGGACCGCGACUGCCCGGCCACCGCCGCCUGCCAGGGCGGCCGCUGCGUCAACCCCUGCGAGGCCGGCCGGCCGUGCGGGCCCAACGCGCUCUGCGAGGCGCGCGCCCACCGGCCCGUCUGCUCCUGCCCCGCCAAGUUCCAGCCGGGGCCCUACGGCGUCUCCGGCGGCUGCAUCCGCUCUCCCGCGCCCUGCAACAGCGACCAGGACUGUCUCGGCGACAUCUGCCACGGAGGACAAUGCAAAGUUGCCUGCAGAAACUCUGACGACUGUUCGAAUGGUGAGAAAUGCGUACUCAGCCUGUGCGUGCUACCGUGCGUGGGCCACACGCAGUGUCCUCAAGGUCUUGCUUGCACCAACGGCUCUUGUCUUCUCGGCUGCCGCUCAAGCAAAGAGUGCCCCAGCAACCAGGCUUGCAUCAACGCUAAAUGUCAAGACCCGUGCCUGCGCGAGGGCGCGUGCGGGCCGAACGCGGAGUGCCGGUGCGUGGAGCACGCGACGGAGUGCCGGUGCCCGGCGGGCUUCGCGGGCAGCCCGGCGCCCCAGCAGGGCUGCGUGCGCCAGCCGGCCGCGUGCCACGCGCCCGGAGACUGCCCCGCGCCCGGCUACGCCUGCUCGCCCGCCGGCCUCUGCGUGUGGCCGUGCGACCGCGGCUGCGCGCUCGGCGAGCGCUGCGGCGAGCUGGGCCACUGCGUGCGCGUCUGCCAUGCCGCCAGCAACUGCCUGCCCGCCGAGAUCUGCGACGAGGGCGUCUGCCGGCCCGGCUGCGCCACCGACCAGGACUGCUCGCUCGGACAAGUCUGCCUCCGCGGGAAGUGCAGGUGCGGCGUGGGCUUCACGUCGGGCCCGGCCGGCGGCUGCGUGGACGUGGACGAGUGCGAGGACGCGCCGUGCCACCACAGCGCGGAGUGCGCCAACACGGCGGGCUCGUUCCGCUGCCAGUGCCCGGCCGGCAGCGUGGGCGACCCCUUCCUCGAGCCCGGCUGCCGCGCGCCCGGCUCCUGCGACGACAGCGCCGACUGCGCCGACAACCUGGCGUGCCAGGCCGGCCGCUGCUCAGACCCCUGCGCCGCCGCCCCCUGCGGGCCCUCCGCGCUCUGCAACGUGUUCGACCACGCCGCCGUCUGCAGCUGCCCGCCGGGGCACCUCGGCGACCCCACCGACUCUGACGUCGGCUGCUUCAAGGUCGAGUGCACCACCAGCGAGGACUGCGCCCGCGACAAGACCUGCGACCAGCGCAGCUACAAGUGUAUCGAUCCGUGCGACCAAGUCAACUGCGGCAGAGGAUCUUGCAAAGUUCAAAACCACGAAGCCACGUGUUCCUGCUUUGAGGGCUACACCCUGCUCAACGGAAAGUGCGCCGACGUCGACGAGUGCGCCUCGAGCCCGUGCCACAGCACAGCCGUGUGCCGCAACGCGCCGGGCAGCUUCUCGUGCGAGUGCGCGGACGGGCUGGUGGGCGACCCGGUGCGCGGCGGCUGCCGCAAGCCCGGCGAGUGCCUCGGCGACGCCGACUGCCCCAGCAGCGCCGCCUGCGUCGACAACCGCUGCCGCAGCCCGUGCGAGGCGGCCGCGCCCGUCUGCGGCGCCAACGCCGAGUGCCUCGUGCAGGACCACCUGCCGCUCUGCCGCUGCCCCCAGCAGACCAGGGGAGACCCCAAGGUGGAGUGCGUAAAACUGGAGUGCUCCGAGAACGCCGACUGCCCGGCGACCCGCGCGUGCGUGGACUCCCGCUGCGUGGACCCCUGCUCGGUGGCGAGCGUGUGCGGCGCGCAGGCCGACUGCGUGGCCGUCAACCACGCGGGCGUCUGCUCGUGCCGGCCCGGCACCACCGGCGACCCGCGCCUCGGCUGCGUCGGCCUCCAGUACUGCGCCAGCGACGCCCAGUGCGCCGCCGGAGCCGCCUGCAACAACGGACUCUGCAAGUCACAAUGUACUUCGGCCCGCGAAUGCCUCACGGACCAGCUGUGUAUACAAGGUGUGUGCCAGCCCACAUGUAAGGCCAACUCCGACUGCCCGGAGAAACAACUGUGCCAGAACAGCAUCUGCAUACAAGAAGUGCGCUGCCGAGUUGACGGCGACUGCGCGGACAACGAGAAGUGUGUGGAGAACGCCCUCGGACAGGCGGAGUGCCGCGACGCGUGCGACGGCUCGGCGGCGUGCGGGCGCAACGCGCAGUGCGUGUCGCAGCGCCACCGGCCCGUGUGCUCGUGCCUGGCGGGCUUCCGCGGCGACCCGCUGGCCGGCUGCCGGCCCGAGGAGUGCCAGGCGGACGCCGACUGCCCGGCCGACCGCCGCUGCGACGACUACUCCUGCAAACCCGCCUGCGCGCCGCCCGCAGCCUCCUGCGGCUCCAACGCGCUCUGCUCCGCCGAGAACCACCGACCCGUGUGCCACUGCCAGCCGGGCUUCACGGGCGACGCGUCGCGCGGCUGCGAGCCGGUGGACGCGUGCGCCAGCUCGCCUUGCGGGCCGGGCGCGCUGUGCGAGAACGCGCGCGGCUCGUUCCGCUGCUCGUGCCCGCCGGGCACGGUAGGAGACGCCGCCCGCGAGGGCUGCCGCGCGCCCGUCGAGUGCCAGGUCGACGACGACUGCCCCGCCGCCACGCAGUGCUCCACCAUCACCGGAGUGCCCAAGUGCAGAGACGUGUGCGAGAGCACGCUAUGCGGCCAGAACGCCGAGUGCGUGGCCUCCGGGCACGCAGCGUCGUGCCGCUGCCGCGACGGCUACGAGGGCGACGCCAACGACCAGCGCGUGGGCUGCCGGCCGCGGCCGCUGCCCUGCCAGAGCAGCGCCGAGUGCCCCGCCAGCACCUACUGCUACGGACACAUCUGCAAGCCUCUGUGCCAGUCGGACGGCGAGUGCAACCUAACGGAGAACUGCGUGAACGGCCAGUGCGUGAACCCAUGCGAAGCUCGGGGUGCGUGCGGCAUGAACGCCGAGUGCCGCGUGCUCAACCACGGCAAGCAGUGCAGCUGCCCGCCGGGCUUCACUGGAAACCAGGCCGUCGAGUGCGUCAGGAUACCUGUAUCAUGCGAAUCGAACAAGGACUGCUCUGAAGGCAACACGUGUAGAGACAGCAUGUGUCUACCAGUGUGCAGUGCCGACACCGACUGCGCCCUCAAUGAGAAGUGCCUCAAGGGCAACUGCAUGCUGACGUGCCGCGUCCACAACGACUGCUUCUUGGGCCACAUCUGCCUGAACAACAUGUGCAUAUUCGGCUGCAAGUCUGACGAGGACUGCUCGGCCAGCGAGCAGUGCAUGGGCGGCCGCUGCGUCGAUCCGUGCGCCACCAAGCCGUGCGGACCCAACGCCAUCUGCUCGACGUCCAACCAGCGGGCCGUGUGUUCGUGCCCGCAGGGGCUUGUGCCCAGCCCAACAGCACAGGUGGCGUGCGUGCGUUCCCCCGCGGCGCCGUGCCUGGAGAGCCGCGGCUGCGCGCCCGGGCUCACGUGCCUGGCAGGCGCCUGCCGGCCGCUGUGCGCCGCGGACGGCGGUUGCCUGGGCAACGAGCGCUGCGACGCCCGCGCCGGCGUCUGCCGGCCCGCCUGCAGCCGCGACGACGCCUGCCGCCGCGGCGAGGUGUGCGAGGGGCUCGUCUGCGUCGCCGGCUGCCGCUCCGACUCCGGCUGCCCCUCCAGCGCCGCCUGCGUCAACGGACAGUGCCAAGACCUGUGCGCGUCGCCGACGGCUUGCGGUACAAACGCAGUGUGCUCCAUGUCGAACCACGGCAAGCAGUGUGAGUGUCCGGAGCCUCUCGUGGGAGACCCGAACGUGAGCUGCCGCCAGCCCACCACCACGUGCCAGACGGAAGCAGACUGUUCCGACGGGCAGACGUGCUACGUCGGUAUAUGCCACACCACCUGCAGAAACGACUUGUCCUGCCUAUCUGAUGAACGGUGUGUCGGAGGGCUGUGUAAAACAGUGUGCAACAGUGACGCUGCUUGCGGUUCCGGACAGAUCUGUGAAAACCGACUGUGCGUCGUGGGCUGCCGAAGUGACAACGUUUGUUCCGAUAAUCAGGCGUGCGUCAACAACAAGUGUAUCAACCCGUGUGACGCGCCCAACGCGUGCGGCGCGUGCGCGGAGUGCCGCGUGUCGAAGCACGGCAUGCAGUGCUCGUGCCCGGCCGGCUUCGCGGGCGACCCGCUGUCCGCGUGCUCCAAGCCGGCGGCGCGCUGCCCCGCGCCCGGCUGCGACCCCGCCGACUGCGACGAGGGCGGCUUCUGCGCCCAGCCCUGCUCUGACGACGCUGCCUGCGCCUGCGGAGAGACCUGCGUGCAAGGCCGCUGCCGCUCCCGCUGCGGCCCGGCCGGCGCCUGCCCACAGGGCCAGGUGUGCAGCGACAGCGGGGCGUGCGUGCCCGGCUGCCUGUCGCACGCGGACUGCCCGCAGGACCGCGCGUGCUCGGCCGGCCAGUGCCGCGACCCGUGCGGGCCGUCGGCGUGCGGCGCGGGCGCGCUGUGCCGCGCCGCCGACCACCGCGCCGUCUGCCUGUGCCCGCCCGGCCACCGCGGCGAGCCCAGCAAGGCCUGCCUGCCCGCCGGUCAGUGCUCGGCCGACGCCGACUGCCCGCCCGACCAGUUCUGCUCGCCCGCCGACGGCGCCUGCCGCAACCCGUGUCUGCAGGCCGACGCCUGCGGCACCAACGCACAGUGCCGCGUCGCCGACCGCAGGGCCGUCUGCUCGUGCCCACCUGGAUACUACGGAAACCCUAAGCUCGAAUGCAAGCAAGGAGGCGGCGGCGACUGCGUGCGCAACCCGUGCGGCGAGAACGCGCGCUGCCGCGACGUGGUGGGCGGCUACGAGUGCUCGUGCCCGCCCGGCUGCACCGGCGACCCGUACCGCGGCUGCCUCUGCGAGGACGGCCUCAAGAACGCCUGCGCCGGACACCGCUGCGGAGCCAACGCCCUCUGCCGGGUCACCGCCUCUGGGGGGCCCGAGUGCUACUGCCCUGCCAACUUCCCGGUCGGAAACCCCGAGCGUGAAUGCGUGUCGGACCGCUCCGGCGUGGACUGCCGCACUCGCGGCUGCGGCUCCGGCGCGGAGUGCAUCCGCGACGGCGCCGCCUUCGUCUGCCGCUGCCCGCCCGGGACGACGGGCCGCCCCGAGGUCGGCUGCCGCAAAGAGAACACCUGUGCGAGUGACGUAGACUGUCCGAGUGAGAAGGCUUGCGUGAGCGGCGAGUGUGCCGACCCGUGCUCGUCGCGGGGCGCGUGCGGCCGCGGCGCGCUCUGCCGGCCCCUCAUGCACCGCGCGCGCUGCUCGUGCCCGCAGUGCCACGUGGGGUCGCCGCACGUGCAGUGCGUGCGCGACCCGGACCCGCGCUGCGGGCUCGGGCAGCAGCCGCGGCCGGGCGGGGGUCCGUGCGCGGCGGACGCGGACUGCGGGCCGGCGGCGGCCUGCGUCCGCGGCCGCUGCGCCGACCCCUGCGUGCGCCCCUGCGAGCCGGGCAAGCGCUGCGAGGUGCGCGCGCACCGGCCCGUCUGCGUCUGCGCCGCCGGCUUCGUGCUGAGCGACGCGGGCGAGCUGGCGUGCGCCUCGGGGCCGCCCGCCUGCGCCUCCGACGCCGACUGCGCCUCCAACCGCGCCUGCGCCGCCGGCCGCUGCGUCGACCCCUGCUCGGCGCUGCCGCCGCCCUGCCGCCAGCCCGACCAGGCGUGCGACGUGCUCGACCACCGGCCCGUCUGCAUCUGCGUGCGCCGGUGCAACCCCGCGCUCUCCAUCUGCUUGCGCGACGCGGGGUGCCCGGCGCACCUCGCCUGCCGCAACUUCCGCUGCGUGGACCCGUGCGAGGGCGCGGGCUGCGCGCCCGGCGCGCCUUGCCGAGUCGAGGACCACACGCCCGUCUGCAAGUUCUGUCCCGCAGGAUUUGUCCCUGACGCGAAAUACGGAUGCCUCAAAGCAGGUGUCAGCACAAGCACGAGGGCACCGGUUCAGUGCACGUUGGAUGACGAGUGCACAGGUGCGCUGGCGUGCAUUAGAGGAGAAUGCGUAGAUCCUUGCACCAACAAGUGUGGUCUGAGCGCUCGGUGUAGGGUGGAGGCCCACCGGCCAGUGUGUUUCUGCCCCGUGGGCUACCGGGGGGAUGCGGCCGUUCGCUGCACGCCCGCCGAUAGCCCUCCGGCUCUCUCGACAUCUCAGGCUGCUCCUACAGUAUCCAUUCACGGUUCUUCUUUACCUACAGAUACAACUUCGGGGACAACUGUAACAUAUAAACUGGCAACAGACAAUCCCACAAUACAAACAGAUAACUUACACACCACAUUAGAGGCCCCAAGGACAGUAGAUAUUCUUACCGAUACUACAACGAAUGCUGAAACAACUACGUAUUCGUCGGUUCCUCAAGUCAGUGCAAGACAUCCUGCAACAGGAAAUGAGAUACCUUAUGAGACUUCGACAAACGAGGCUCGAAUGACAGAAGCAGCUACGUCCUCUGACUCACAGGAAACAUUGCAGGGGCAUACGACGAUUACAUCUGAGCCGUCGACCGCCGUAACAAACGAAUCAGAAACGACACUGGACUUUUCUUUUGAUUUGGAGGUCACGCCCUUUAAUGAACCUGUCAAGUUAUUCUCUAGCGACGAGCUAACUUCGGCUCCCGACACAACAGAAUCAGCCCCAAAAGUGGGUGACAAAGCCGCUACUACUCAGAUUACUCCAAUCACAAAAGAUAUCCUGUCUAGUGGUAUAUACAACACUGACAGUCAGGAAUUUGUUACUUCUUUCACGUACUCCUCUCGCAGACUGCCACACACAGAAGAAACAACACGAGAAUCAUACACGGCAGUAACGGAGAUGGUUUAUCGGAGUACAGUGACGUCUGAUAUACGCGAGGCAAGCGAACAUGGAAAUUCUGACACACCAGCCAAUACAUUGUUCAGCACCCUGACAGAAAAAACAAAUAUUGAAAGUAUGAUGACAUCAAAUGAAGCACUCCAUACCACAUUACCUAGCUCUACCAAGCUACACUCUGAAAAAAAGGAAUAUCAAACCACUGGAUCGUAUUACAGUUAUUACGGGCCAUCUGGGGAACAGAUCGAAACGACAUUAACUCCAUACGAUAUUCCUGUGACGGCUGUUUCUCACGUCAGUAAAGGACAAACAUCUACACCACGCUUGACACAACCAGAAACUUUCAAAGAAAAAUAUUAUAGUGACUACAAAGGAAUCACAAGCAGACAAGAUGUCACGCUUCCCGUAAAUUAUCAAGGAUCAACAGCAGAAAGCGUCACUGAUCAGCGAGUACAUGAAACGACAUCUGCAAACUAUCAUCAGUUAGUCACAAAAAACGACCAUUCGUAUGUUCCUGAAGCAAAAACGGAAACUGGGAUUACGACCCACGCUAUUUCACUGACUACAACAGAGGUCGAACAUUUCACCUCGGAGAGGGCUACAGGUUCACCAUUAUCGGUCAGUAGUGCACACGCUACUGUAGGUGGUGCAGAUGGGACUCAAGAGAGUUCCACAGCGCGCUUUCCAUCAAGCAAGGUGGUUCUCAAUGAAAUUUCUACAGACCAUAACAUAGGAAAAGACACAUCUUCGGCGCCACCGUGGACAAGCAGUGCUGCCACUUCGGAAACUUCUACAGUAUUAGAAACAAUAACAGUAACACCAGAGUUCACCGAGACGGCUGAAACAAAUACGCCGGUCAAAGAAAAGCCAUACAGCAUUUUAGUCGAUAAUUAUUCAUCCACUGCCACAGAAAACACGAAAUCGCCACAGUAUGGAAGUACCGUUCCGACCGUGGAAAACCCUGAGUAUGACUUCCAUACAAGCGAGAACAUCCAACUACACGUCAACACAGAAGCGACAGAAUACGGUCCUGCUUACGAAACAGAUAGAAAUGGAGUGGAAGGUACGACAAUAACGGCGGAAAGUGCCACCGAAGGCCGCGUGAUAACCGUUACGCCAGAGCACGGACGUGACAGAGGACCAGUCGUUACAGUGACCCCUGUGAACUACACACCACGUGAACAAGUGUACACCGUGACUCCUCUUCACAUUACUGAUAGUGCUGAAAGCACAAACCCGACAGAAAAAGAGAACACUGUGCAAAUGGCUACUGAUGGCUUCACUGAAACGCAAGGCACAGUGCCACAAACGAAUUUUGGUUCAACUGAAAAUAUCACAAAGCAAAAAAAUGAAAAUGAGGAAUUAUUUCCUGCGCAACAUACUGUACCUCCAAAGGGCGGCAUCAUCAGUACUGACGAUAUCCUAUCGACGGAAAAUGUAGCUGAUAAUUCAACUAAUACCGAACGAGUAUACUCGUUUACUCAAGUUAGUGAAGGAACAGCUUUACAACAGGACAAUUUGUUGCAAAAAGAACACAAGAAUGGCCUAGUACCUCAGAAAACAUACAGAAUAACAGACACAGACGACAUACUGGAUACAACAUACAAGGACACAGACAUGCAGACGGAAAAAAUGUUUGGCAAUAACGAAAAAAAGAUAUACACCUCAAUGCCGACGGUCAUAAAGCAUGACAUAGUUAGUAGUACUACCCCAAAAGAAAGUCCACCAAUAGGAGAGGCUACACAUUUCCAGCAAGGGACGACCGAAAGCAGUGUAAUGUCUACAAGAAUUGGUGAAAACCCCACCUUCCCGACAGAAAGAUGGGCACAGAAUUCAACUUUACCUCAAGGACAUAGACAUCAUGGUCAGGAAACAGCAGAACAGGACGAAGAAAUCACGACUGUCGAUGAGAAACGCAACACAGAAUUCAUUACAGAAACAAGUAAAGCUGAAGAAAUAAGUACGGAACUCACCAACAGUAGCAGCGAGCUUAUUUUUGAAACUAAUGAUCACGAUAGAACACAGGUAACGACGAAAAUUGUACCAGUUUACGCUCAGACAGUUUACACUGCGUCACCAGAAACCGAUGAAAAAAUAACGGAAGCAGAAACAAGUACUUUUUCCGAAACGUUGACGUCCUACACUCUUGUUACAACAGACAACUUCACCUCAACAUCGCAGGAACAUACAACUGUUUCACAAGACAAGAAAACUUAUGGGUCACCGCAAAUAGAUGAGAAGUCUGUAACAACUCCUUCAGCUACAAAGGAGAUCAGGUUACCGGAAGUCAAUAACAAACCUACAGAUCAACUUCCGCAGGUCAAGCACUCUACUACCAUAGGUGUUAUUGUCGAAGAAAGUACCGAACAAAUAUCAGACCAAUCUCCCGAGAUUAUAACAUCGACAAUAAACACACCAGCUUCCAAUGAGAGAACAGUAGAUGCAAUGAUAACAGAGAAUCACCUAGAAGAGAAGAGUUCUACGCAAAAUAUUAAACGUACUGAAAACUACACAGUGUCUGUACCAAAAGUAACUAUUACUUAUGAUGGAAUUACAAAAGAAACACAUCAAAAUCCAUACUCACAGGUCGCAGUAAUAACAGACACGGCAUCUGCAACUACAACAGAAUACGUUGCAUUACCCUACGAUUCCAAAACGACGAUACCUGAAUCUACAACAAAUAAAAUUUCAGAUGCAGAGGUAACCAGUGUGAUUACGACUCAGCAGGAUGAAAACAUAAAAACUACUCCAACGAAAGCGGAAACUUGGCGCAAUGAUUUAGAGGAAAGGACUUCUACAGAGUUUGUUUCCGACAUCAGAGAUUACACAAACAAAUGGGUAGUCCAAGAAGAAACUACCUUUGAAUCAGUAACACUAGAUUUCUCUCAACCUACCGAAAUUACUCAUACGUCAUCAGGUACCUCCGGCGAUUACACAAAUGAAGAGUUACCUCGUGAGACGUCUGAAGACAAUGGAACAUUUAGCGAUGGAAAUCCUACAACAGGUGAUGACAGACAAUCUGGAAGCGGAAACCAAUCUCACGUCUUUGUAGAAGACGACAUAAAAAUUACGCAGCCAAACAUAAAAACAACUGUACCAUUCGAUUCGUCGUCCAGUAACACCAAAAAUGUACGCACGUCCUUUCCUCCACUUACAAGUACAACUGAAAUUUACGAUAAUAUAUCACAGGUUCCGAAAGUCAAAUUUCCUCCGGAACGUGACACAUUAAAAGCUACUGCAACACACAAAACUCCAAGCAUCUCCUUGCCAACGACAAUUAAAAUUUCUCAGAACACUGAUGCUGCCGUUUCGUUGGCAGGAAGCACAGAGAAAAUUUCAACACAAAUUUUCGUACCGUUUCAGCCAUCGACGAACCCACAAAAACAAUAUGAAAUUAAAGCAGAUUCGCAUCUUACGGAGAAAACGGUAUUUACUGAUACAAGUCGGUACACGGAUGUUGUUUCGUUGGCAGUAAACACGGAGAAAAUUUCAACGCAAGUUUUUGUACCGUUUCAGCCAUCAUCGACCCUGCAAAAACAAUAUGAAAUAACAUCAGAUUCUCAUGUUAAACAGAAACCGCUGCUUCCUGAUUCAGCCCCCCAAUCCACAGAAUACUGGAUUGAUGUAAAUACUGUUGCAGAUAAGAUGAAGUCUUCUUACACAAAUCCUGCACCACAAUAUCCGGAUGAUUCUUCCAAAAUGCAUCAAACGCAUCACAUCACAGCAAAGGUAAAACUAAAUACUGAUAGCCCAAUCCGCGAAAGCGUUGGUGUAACAGAGUUUGAAAGAAGAGGUUCAAGUACCCAUGAUGAAAAUACGACAGACCUUCAACAUACAACAAAAUCGAGCGAAAGCUUUGAACCGUUGUAUGAAGCGGCUACAGGCCAAUUGCCAGGAGUAACGUCAGAAGCAAAUCUAACUCCAUUUCCUACAUCUCCGCCUGACAAAGAUAUUGCAACAAACACAAACAACUUCCAAGACACAGAAAACUUGUUGCCACAUACAACGGAAAGAAACGAUCUACCCACAGAUUUUGAAGGAGCAAAGGAGGAAAAAACUAUACAGACUGCAACAACUACAAACCAAGCAGAGGAGUCUUCCAAUUUCACAGCAGAGACAACACAUCAGACUCUCGGAACUGUGAGAGAAGCUAUAGUACGAACGGAACCCAAGGAGAUUUCCACUGCGCCGGAAGUAUUUAUAAACGAUCAUACCCAAUCGCUUGUUUCCAUUAGCACGUCACAACUCAACCAAGAACUCUCUAAUUGGGGAGACAUGAUCGAAGUACCAACAAAGGAUUACACUCAACAUGAAUUUCCCUCUACUGUAAAAGUAAUUUGUUCCAACUCUGUGGGAAAUGUUAACUGCGUAACAUCAAAGUCACCAGAUACUACAGAAAUCAUUACAGAAAGGGCAGAAGACGAAACGAUACAGCCAGGGAAGGCAUACACGUAUCCUGGUUUCCUAGGGACAACCAAAAAUUUUGUACACGGUUCGUCUGUGGGAACAGAAGACACUGGCACGAUCACCACAAAAUAUGAUCAUGGCCCAGUAACUACUCCCAUUGCUGAAGAAGAUGGAAAGAACAAUUAUUACACCAUCACAGGGCAGAGUAUUACGUCGACCACCAGCAUUCACUUUGAUGGAGAGGGAUCAACCGAUACAAACAACGAAGGGACUCUAAAGUCUGAAAUGCAGCCCUCAGUAACAAAUCAGUAUGAGUCCAAAUCAUCAUAUAAUGAACCGUUCGGUUACGAACAAACAACAGGGUUUAUGAUCAAAAUACCUACAGUAACCAUGGAUCCUUCAUUAUUUAUACCUCGUUCUACCAAUAUUCUUCCCACUAGUACUCCCCACACAGAGCAACAUCUGAAGGUUGUAACGAAGUAUCAUACAAACGAAAAUCAACAGCCAACAGAACAAGACAUGUUUACGAGUCAGACCGCAGCAAAAACAUUCGGACCUGCUAUAGGGGAAACACUUCCUUCACAGAGUACAGUCCCUAAUCAGAGAAACGAACCAUUUACUCGCACUGGUAAUGACCACAUGACAGUUACAGACAGCAUACAAGAUGUUUCAACCGUAAGGCAACAAGAACUGUCAAACAUGAUCCCAACCACACAAGAAAUCAAUACCCCAAGGAGAACAACAGAAAGUGAUGGGUAUUUCCAGCACACUGAGAAUGUCUACAUUAGCUCAGAUCAACAAGUGACAGGCAAUACAGCUGAAAGCACGUUACCUACAGACGUGACAGAUUACAAAAUAGUGUUUAAGGUGUCUCCUUCCGCCACCACAAAUACUGAAAUUUCAGGAUUACAGUACACACAGUCUGAUACUGAGGAAUAUUCCCCUGGUUCUACAAGAGCCACUUCUCAAAUCUUUAAACCUGCGAGUACAGUAUUAAACGAGCAAACAGUGAGCACCCCAAAUGGAAAUACAGAAGUAAACAAUGUAUCAGUAAUGCAGCUUGUGACUGAUAAGACUUCUGAAAGUCAUGAAACAAAACUAUGGUCUGUAACCAGACAGCAGUCAGAAAAUUCCAGUGAUGUUGGAAUGUCAAAAGGAAAUACAACAGAUUCUACAACAGUGACAAAUGUACAACAAACAGUAUUUCUGCCAACAGAUAGAUCAAACGAAUGGACUGUGUCCAGUGAUGAAGGGCAAAUUUCAAGAACACAUACCACUAGCUAUGGAGAAUUGUUAACACAUUACAAAACAGAACCUACUCUUGAAUAUGAAAGAAUUACUGCUGAAAUUUCAGAUAAACAGUUCUCACAAGCAAAAGGAACAGAGAGAACAGUAAUGACAAAUAAGGUAAAGACAACAUUAUCAUCAUUACAUGAGUAUGAUACAGAAGGAAUUGACUACAGUACCACAGAGACAAACGAAAUUAUUGUUACAAGUGAAGGACAUGAUGCAAAGAACCACCAGCAGCAAACUUCUUACAACAUUCUUACUACAAAAAAUAUUGAAAAGUCACAAACAGCAGGUAUCACGGGAGAUACAGAACAUGUCACUUCAGUACCUAUCAUUCAGGCCGGAGGAUCGCAGGAUGGAAAAUACUCUAAUAAACUCAAUACACAAACUCUUACAAAUGACACAGAAAUAAUUAUGCAGCAACAUACUGAUAUUGCCAAGCAUACUUCACAGCCUCAUCAGACAUUAGUAACAGACUCAACGACAAAGCAGACACUGGUAGAAUACAGCCCAAAAACUAACUUAAGAACUCAAGCUGUUUUGGUGCAAACUACUAUUACACUGGAACACACUGAACAACUGAACAGAACCAUUUUUGAACAUUCAGAAACUACUGAACCUCAGCCAGCACAGCUCAUAACAGGAAACACCCACACACUGGAUUACACAAUGGGAACCACUCUCAAACACACAGAGAGCAUCCCACAUCAGACAGAAUCUCCAUUGUGCUUCUCUGAUGCUGACUGUCCAGGUAACAUGUCAUGCAUCAAUGCAAGUUGUAAGAACCCCUGUUCCAUCAAUAGCCCUUGUAGAAAUGGUGCAGCCUGUGUUGUCAGAAACCAUUAUCCAGUGUGCCUUUGUCCAUCACAUGAGAACCAGACCACAGCCACUGUUGAAUGUAGAACACUGCCAGUUAUUGGCUGCAUCAACAACAAUCAGUGCCCUGCUCAAUUUGCAUGCAUCAAAGGCAAAUGUCAGAAUCCAUGCACUGUCUCCAAUCCAUGCAGCACUCAACACGAUUGUGAAGUACGUGAUCAUCAACCUGUCUGCAUAAAAGUUUGUUCCUGCCAAAAAUCGAGUGACUGCAGAUCUGGUCUCAUAUGUGAUGGCUGCAACUGUCUUUCUACAAGUACCGAACCAAAUGUGGUACCAUCUGGUUGUGAACACUGCCCACCUGGCAUGUUAUGCAAUCCAACAACUGGUGCUUGCUACAAAGUAACCGACGACCAGGAAAGUGGCACAUCUAUUACUACACAGCCAAGCCCAGGCAUUGUGGAAAAAGGAAUUGAGACAGUAACCCCGACAAUGACAGAAAUAAGUGAAACAACCAAACUAACCACUGAAGGAACUGCACAAACAAACACAGUAGUACCUACCAUAUUUAGCAUGGAUGAGGAAAACACGACUAUAGAACCUCCUUCAGAUGUGACUUUAUCUGAUAAAAAAGUUUCCGACACAGGACCUCAAAUAUUCUCUACAACAGAAAUGGCAAGUACAACAGCAAUAAAUACAGAAAUAUUGCCUACUUCAGGUGACAUUGAGUCAACAUCUAAUGAAAUGACAACAAAGGCAGUGUCUGUGGGAGUGACGGAAACGACACAAGGUGUACCUCUUAUAGAAUUAAUGCCAACAGAAACGGCCACACAGGAAAGUUCAACCAAUGAAGAGGUGGUUACUGUUACAGCUAUUCCAGAGGCGCAAGAACCGACAUCUGUUCCUGUUACUGUGCAAACAGAACCUUCUACAUCCGGUCUGGUAACAGAAAUACAGGAUUUUAGCACAACAAAACCAAGUAUGGAAACAGAAUCUGUAACUGAACUACCUGUAACACAGAGGGAAAUCAAUUUUGAGACUUCAACAGACUCUGAAUCUCUUAUCACAAAAGUUGCAGAGGUGACUACAGCAGCAAAUGAUGAGAGUUACUUUGAAUCAGUGACAAUUACUACAGAAACUUCCUCUGGGAGGGACUUAAAUUUAACAACAACUUCUAUGAGCGAAGAGGCAAGUUUAACAGAAAUCACAACAGCAGGGACAACAUUAGUGACAACCAGAGAAGACACAACAUCAGGAACCACAGUAGUGACAAGCAGAGAAGAAUUGUCAGAACCACUAGUACCAUCUACCACGGACAUAUCAGAACAGGCAAUUACAACUCCUUCACCAACAGUUACUGAGACAAAAAUUUUAGAUGCCCAAACUGAACCUGUAAGGGAAACCACAGAAAUGGAUUAUAACAACCAAGAAGUUACAACACAACGUGCUAUGAAUCUGAUAACAGAGCCUGAGUUUUCUGAAGGAAGUACAGAGACAGGUACAACACAGCAACCCACAAGAGCCCCAACAACAUUCGAAUACACAAGUACACCUCAGCAAGAGGCGGCAACACAAGAAUUACCCAGCAGUACUCAGGUAGAACUCGGAGAAGGUAUGACCACAGAAAUACCAAGACAGGUUUCUGAGACAAGACAACCAGAUGAAAGUAGUACAAUGCGCACAGAAUCACUGGAAAUGACAACUGAAUUAAAUGAUGAAACCACUGUUGGCACAUCGGACACUAAGGUGAAUGAUAUAACUGAUGUGCCAACAGACACAACUCUGCCAACUGCUACAAUUAGUUUCACACAAAAUAUAAAUGACAGUAAUCAAAUUCCAACAACACUUGCUCCUGACAUCACUAUCACAACUGAUAUUUCCAUAAAUACCACUCCAAGCCUAGAAACUACAACCAAAGACGAAAAUGCCUAUCCAUCUGAAAUAAGUACUACAACUGCAACACCAGAGGUUUUCACAACAGACAGAAACCUACAAGUGGGCCAGUCUACUCUGCAGAGCACCACACAGGUAACCACAGAAUUCUUUCCAGUAUCAGAGGCCACAACAGAAAAUAUUGUAACUGAAACAGAGAUUUCACCACGUGACAUAGGAACAACAACCACUGAUUAUCAGACUACAAUAAAUAACGUUGCAGAAACAAGUACUCGUGCACAGAACACUGAAGGAACAGAAAAAGACAUACAGACCAGUACCCCAUCCGAAGGUGCUGUUGGCAUAACUACAGAACAAAUGCAAACCACUAAAUUCAGAAUGGAUGAAGUAGUAACUGUGACGCAAGAAACAGAAACCACAACAGAAAGUAGGAUUAAUAUCUUGGAAGAUCAAUCAACAACAAUGGAAGCAUACACAAUUAAUCAGUAUACUGAGAAAGAGGACGAAAGUACAGUAACAACUGAGGCAAGCCCAUCGACAUUUGAAACAACUACAAUGAAUGAACAAACAACACUGCUGCCAGAAGCAACAACUCAGACUACAGCAAGUACAGUUACAGCAGAAGUACAGCCUGACACAGUGACACUCACUACCACAGAGCCCACAGAUGAUUACAAAACAGGAUCAUCAGCAUAUGAGACAACAACAGUGCGUAAUGAAUUGACAGUAACUGACACAGAAUCCUCUGUAACUGACUUGGAGACAGAAAAUCCAAAUACCACACCUAGUGUAACUGAAUCACCUCUAACAGAAAGUAGUGCAGGAACCACAACAACAGCUGAGAGUAUGCUAGAACUGACAUCAGAAUUUAUGGAAAGUGAGACAGUUACAAGUACAACAGAAACAUCUACUACUCCAACUGACUUUGACAACAGAUUUGAGACUACUACAACUAUUCCAUGUACUGUUGACAAAGACUGUCCUGAGACUGAAGCCUGUCGGGAUGGCCUGUGUCUCAAUCCUUGUGUGGGCACUUGUGGAUCCGGUGCCAUAUGCACAGUCUCAAACCACACCACACUUUGCACUUGCCCAAUCGGGCACCCUGGAAAUGCAACCGUGGACUGCCAACGAGAACCCACAGGAUUGCCGAAGGCACCCAGCCCCUGUGAAUCUGACAAUGACUGCCUCGACUCGGAGGCAUGCUACGGGCAGCUGUGCCAAGACCCGUGUGAGUUUUCCAAGGCAUGUGCCCCCACUGCUAAGUGUCAACCAAAGGCACACAGGCCAGUCUGCACUUGCCCCACUGGCUACGAAGGCGAUCCUGCAGUAAAGUGCUUCCUGUCAGAACCAUUGAGUUGUGCAAGCAAUGCUGACUGUCCCCUGACCGAAGCUUGCAUUGACCAAAAAUGUCAACGGCCCUGUGAAGUUCGCAAUCCUUGUGCUCAAAAUGCUGUCUGCAUCAACACAAAUCAUGGCACAGACUGCAGCUGUGCAGAAGGCUAUCAUGGGAAUGGAUAUGUGGGAUGUGUGCCAGUAACAGGACCAAAGAACGUUUGUCAGUACAAUGAGGACUGUCCUCCAGACAAGCUGUGUGACAGGCUGAACAGGGUUUGCAUAAAUCCUUGUUUGGAAGAAGCAUGUGGCGAAAAUGCUGAAUGUGUUCCAACAAAUCAUGCUAUUGAUUGCAGAUGCUUAGCUGGCUACUCAGGAAAUCCUUAUGUACAGUGCAACAGAGUUGCAGGCUGCCGCAGUGACAAUGAAUGCCCUACAAAUGAGGCCUGUGUUAAUGGCAGAUGUGGAAAUCCUUGUCAGUGUGGAAUUAACGCAGUAUGCAACGUUCUGAAACAUAAGCCAGUUUGUAAAUGUUUACAAGGAUAUACAGGAAACCCGGAAGUGGAAUGUAGAGCUCCAUCGGAUCCUUGCAAUCCAAACCCUUGUGGCAUAAAUGCUAAGUGCGAACUUGACAAUGGGAACCCAAUAUGCUACUGUCCUAAGGGAAUGACUGGCAAUCCGUUCAAAAACUGCAUUCCAGAGGGCGAGCCGUGCUCGCCGAACCCGUGCGGGCCCAACUCCGGUUGCCGGCGCGUGGCCGGGUCGCCCGUGUGUUUCUGCCUGCCUGAGUUCGAAGGUAGCCCGCCAGCGCGUCCCUGCGGGCCGCCGGCCAGCCCGUGCGAACCGUCACCUUGCGGGCCCAACACGCAGUGCGCCGUGCAGCAGAGCGGCAUCGCACGCUGCACCUGCCUCCCAGGCUUCGUCGAGAGCCCCAACACGGUGCGCGGCUGCGUGCCUCGCCGCUCACACUGCGACCCGUCGCCAUGCGGGCCCGGUGCCGCCUGCGACCCCGACCGCGACCCACCGUGCUACUGCCCCGACAACACCGUGGGGAACCCGUACCGUGGCUGUGCAGAGCGCACCAAGACGCUGUGUAAGCCCGGUCCGUGCGGCGCGAACGCCGUCUGCUACGUGGUGUCGGGCGGCCGCGAGGAGUGCGAGUGCCGGCCCGGCUUUUCCGGAGACGCGUACUCGGGUUGCACGGCGCAGCCGCCCAGCCCGUGCGAGCCGAACCCGUGCGGCCCCGGCGCGCGCUGCGAGGUGACCCCCAGCGGGCUGCCCAUGUGCCAGUGCCCCGCCGGGCUUUCGGGAGACCCGACCGGUCCCAAGGGCUGCGGCGGGCCCGAGUGCCGCACCGACGACGACUGCCCACUCACCCUGGCCUGCACCGGCCUGCGCUGCAGGGACCCCUGCCCCGGCUCCUGCGGCGUCGCCGCUUCCUGCCGCGUCGAGAAGCACCACCCCGUCUGCACCUGCCUGCACGGACUCGUCGGCAACCCGCUGCUGCGCUGCUCGCCUCCGCAAGGUCUGCCAGCGUCGCCGUGCGAGCCCAGCCCGUGCGGCGCCAACACCCGCUGCCAGGUGAUGGGCGGGCGCGCCGUUUGCACCUGCCUGGACGGCUUCUUCGGCGACCCGCAGGCCGGCUGCCGGCCCGAGUGCACGCUCAACUCUGACUGCGCGCCCGACAAGGCGUGCCUCGACAUGCGCUGCGUCAACCCCUGCGCCGCGGGCGGCGGCUCGCUCUGCGGCCUAGGCGCCGUCUGCAACGUGCGCGACCACACCGCCGUCUGCGAGUGCCCGCCCGGCUACAUCGGCAGCGCCUUCCUGCAGUGCGUGCCCAGGCCUUCGCCGCCGCCAGAGGCGAACCUGACGGCGUGGCGGCCCUGCUCGCCGUCGCCGUGCCUGGCCGGCGAGACGUGCGACGCCGUGUCCGGCGGCGUGGCGGCGUGCCUGCCGUGCCGCGGCCCGCUCUGCAGGCCCGAGUGUCUCACCGACUCGGACUGUCCGUUCGACCGCGCGUGCGUGGGCCGCGCCUGCGUCGACCCCUGCCCCGGCGCCUGCGGCCUGCGCGCCGUCUGCCAGGUCGUCCGCCACCAGCCCAUCUGCAGCUGCCCGCCACCACUGCGCGGCAACCCCUUCGAGUACUGCGUACAGCCUGUUGCUGGAGACAAGACGGACACGUGUGCGACGGUGCGCUGCGGCGCCAACGCCGUGUGCCGCGAACGCGGAGGCGUCGUGGCCUGCGAGUGCGUGGCCGGCUUCGCGGGCGACCCGUACCUGGCGUGCCGCCCCGAGUGUGUCAUCAACUCCGACUGCCCGCGCGACAAGGCGUGCGUCAACAGCAAGUGCGUUGACCCCUGCGUCGGCGCCUGCGGCCUCAACGCCCAGUGCCAGUGCAUCAAUCACGUCGCUGUGUGCUACUGCCCACCGUCAACAUCCGGAGACCCGUUCGUCAACUGCUUCCCGUUCAAGCCUGAGCCGACGCUGCCGCGACCGACGAACCCGUGCGACCCGUCGCCGUGCGGGCCCAACAGCCGCUGCCUGCCGUCCUCACAGGGCUACGCGGCGUGCUCGUGCCUGCCCGGCUACGUAGGUGCGCCGCCCGUAUGCAAGCCCGAGUGCGUCGUCAGCUCGGACUGCCCGCAGUGGCAGGCGUGCCUCAGCCAGCGCUGCGCCGACCCCUGCCCUGGCACCUGCGGGCUCAACGCGCUCUGCCAAGUCGUCAACCACAACCCCAUCUGCUCGUGCCCGCCCAACUACCAGGGAGACCCCUUCACCAGCUGCCACCCUCCUCUUGUGGAAGGCGAAUCGAAGCAGCCGAGCGGCGACCCGUGCAAGCCGACGCCGUGCGGGCCGUACUCGGAGUGCGUGGUGAAGCAGGGCCGGCCCGUGUGCUCGUGCCAGGCCAGCUACCUGGGCAGCCCGCCCUUCUGCCGGCCCGAAUGCGUGCUCAGCCAGGAGUGCCCACCGUCCAAGGCGUGCAUCAGCGAGCGCUGCCGCGACCCCUGCCAGCAGGUGUGCGGCUCCAACGCCAAGUGCGACGUCGUCAACCACACGCCCUUCUGCUCCUGCCUGCCCGGCUUCGAGGGCGACGCUUUCGUCGGAUGUACGCCUGUGCGAGAGCCUGUGGACAUCCCGAUGGACCCGUGCAUGCCGAACCCGUGCGGCGUAAACGCGCAGUGCUCGUCGCAGAACGGCGCUGCGCGCUGCACGUGCAUCCCGCCCAACAUCGGCGACGCUUACGGCACGGGCUGUCGGCCCGAGUGCGUCAUCAACUCGGAUUGCGCGGCGCACCUCGCUUGCGUCAACAAGCACUGCCGCGACCCCUGCCAGGGGCUGUGCGGCGCCGGCGCGCGCUGCGACGUCGUCAACCACGUCGCCGUCUGCAGCUGCCCGCCUGGGCUCAAGGGCGACCCCUUCAGCGCCUGCAGGGUCGAGACCACCACUCCGGUGGUUGAGACCGACCCGUGCCAACCGUCGCCCUGUGGACCGAACAGCGUGUGCCGCACUGUGUCUGGACACGCGGUGUGCUCCUGCCAGCAGGGCUUCCUGGGAUCACCGCCUUCCUGUAGACCCGAAUGCGUCGUCAGCUCUGAGUGCGCUCAAAACAAAGCUUGUAUCAAUCGCAAGUGCGUCGACCCUUGCCCAGGGACCUGCGGCCUUAACGCACGAUGCCAGGUCAUCAACCACAAUCCCAUAUGCUCCUGUGCGCCUGGGUACACUGGGGAUCCGUUCACCAUCUGCAACGUGGCUAAAGGGCCGGAGAUGGUACCGCAGAACCCGUGCUUGCCGUCGCCGUGCGGGCCGAACGCCGAGUGCCGAGUGUCUGGAGAGCGCGCCGUGUGCAGCUGCUCGCCCGGUAUGCUUGGCACACCGCCCUCUUGCCGGCCGGAGUGCGUCAUCCACGAGGACUGCCCCGCCACGCUGGCGUGCGUGCGCGCGCGGUGCCGCGACCCCUGCGCCGGCUCCUGCGGCUUCAACGCGCGCUGCGAGGUGCGCGCGCACCAGCCCGUCUGCUCCUGUCUGCCCGGCUUCGAGGGCGACCCAUUCUCCGGCUGCAACCCCGUGCAAGUGGUAGCGGUGGAAGCGCCGCGCAGGCCGUGCCAGCCGUCGCCGUGCGGGCCGAACGCCGAGUGCCGCGAGCGGCGCGGCGCGGGCGCGUGCUCGUGCCGGCCCGGCUACCACGGCGACCCUUAUGCGGGCUGCCGGCCCGAGUGCGUGCUGUCGUCAGACUGCCCGCGGCACCUCGCCUGCACCGCCAACCGCUGCCGGGACCCGUGUCCCGGCACGUGCGGCGUGCGCGCCCUCUGCCUCGUCGCCAACCACGUGCCCACCUGUGGCUGCCCCGCCGGCUUCACUGGAGACGCUACCCGAUCUUGUUUUCCGAUACCUGCCACGCCGCCGGCUCCCCGCGACCCGUGCGCGGCCGGGACUUGUGGUCCGCACAGCAAGUGCCGCGUCGUGGACGGGCACGCCGUGUGCAGCUGCAGGCCGGGCUGCGUGAACACGCCGCCCAACUGCCGGCCCGAGUGCGUCGUCAGCGCCGAGUGCGCGCUCAACAGGGCGUGCGUCGCGCAGCGCUGCGUUGACCCCUGCCCCGGUACCUGCGGCCGCAAUGCGCGUUGCCUUGUCGUCAACCACAGCCCCGUCUGUAGCUGUGCUCCGGGCUACACAGGAGACCCUUUCGUUCGCUGCGUCAGGCCUCAAACCCCUGCCGUGGUGGCGCCUGCGAGCAGUGACCCGUGCGUGCCCUCACCGUGCGGCCCCAGCUCGCAGUGUCGAUCUGUGGGCGGCAGGCCGGCUUGCACGUGCCUGCCCAACUACGUGGGCCGCGCGCCCAACUGCCGCCCCGAGUGCACCAUCGACGGUCAGUGCGCCGCCCACCUGGCUUGCCAGGGCAUGCGCUGCCGGGACCCGUGCCCCGGCUCCUGUGGACCCUUCGCCGUCUGCAGGGUAGUCAAUCACGGGCCUGUCUGCACGUGCUUACCCGGAUAUAUUGGUGAUCCUUUCUCAGGAUGCACUAUCGCUCCUCCAACUGUCCAUCAAGAGCCAGUGACUCCCUGCAAUCCAUCGCCCUGCGGGGCAAAUGCCAUGUGCAAAGACCGCCACGGCGCAGGCUCUUGCACCUGCCUGCCCGGUUACUUCGGAGACCCUUACACGGGCUGCAGGCCCGAGUGCGUGCUCAACACAGACUGCGACCGUAGCAAGGCGUGCGUCAACAACAAGUGCAGGGACCCGUGUCCCGGCACCUGCGGGCUCAAUGCCGAAUGCCGCGUCGUCAACCACGCGCCUUCUUGCAGCUGUCUUCCUGGCUUUAUAGGCAACCCUCUCAAAAGUUGCCAAGCUAUUUCUGUGACUCCGCCGCCCCCACCGCAAGACCCGUGCCGGCCCUCGCCGUGCGGCGAGUUCGGCGUGUGCCGCGUGUCCGCCGGGCACGCCGUCUGCUCGUGUCAACAAGGCUACAUCGGCGCGCCGCCCACCUGCCGCCCCGAAUGUAUUGUGAGCGCAGACUGUCCUCAGGACAAGGCCUGUACAAGGCAGAGAUGUGUAGACCCUUGCCCCGGCACGUGCGGGCUCAACGCGCGUUGCCAGGUGGUCAACCACAAUCCCAUCUGCUCCUGUGCUGCAGGACUCACGGGCGACCCGUUUGUGCGCUGCCACAAGGAAGACAAACCUAUAGUUCGUCCGCCGAGCGGCAAUCCAUGUGUUCCAUCUCCUUGUGGUCCAAACUCACAGUGUCGUGUGGUGGGCACACAGCCUGCGUGCUCAUGCUUGGCCAAUUACAUUGGCCGUCCGCCGAACUGCCGGCCAGAGUGCACGCUGAACGCUGAGUGUCCUAGCAACUUGGCUUGUCAAUCUGAACGCUGCAGGGAUCCUUGCCUAGGUUCUUGUGGACCACACACCACAUGUGUCGUCGUUAAACAUGCGCCAAUAUGCAAAUGCUUGCCAGGCUUUACGGGAGACCCGUUCGCCGGAUGCAUACCAGCACCAACUCAAUCACCCGUCGAAGCACCACGAAACCCUUGCAACCCGUCGCCUUGUGGUGCCAACGCAGUGUGCAAGGAAAGGCAGGGAGCUGGAUCUUGUGUGUGUCUUCCUGAGUAUUUCGGAGACCCGUACUCAGGAUGCAGACCAGAGUGUGUCCUUAACACCGACUGUGACCGAAGCAAGGCGUGCGUCAACAACAAGUGCAGGGACCCGUGUCCCGGAACCUGCGGCAUCAAUGCGGAAUGUCGCGUCAUCAACCAUGCGCCUUCUUGCAGCUGUCUUCCAGGCUAUAUUGGAAACCCUCUUAACUCUUGCCAUCUGCCUCCUACUCCAACCGCAGAGCCGCCCCGGGACCCGUGCAAGCCGUCGCCCUGCGGCCCGUUCAGCGUGUGUCGCGUGACGAACGGACACGCCGUCUGCUCGUGCCAGAGCGGCUACGUAGGGGCGCCGCCCACGUGCCGGCCAGAGUGCGUCGUCAGCACAGAGUGCCCGCAGGACAAGGCGUGCGUCAACCAGAAGUGCGUCGACCCCUGCCCCGGCACCUGCGGCCUCAAUGCCCGCUGCCAAGCCGUCAACCAUAACCCCAUUUGCUCUUGCGCUCCCGGCUACACAGGAGACCCCUUCUCUAGAUGUAUCAAGGAGCAGAAGCCUAUAGCACAGCCGCCUAGUGGCAACCCGUGUGUGCCAUCACCGUGUGGGCCCAAUUCGCAGUGCCGUGUUGUCGGGACGUCCCCUGCAUGUUCUUGCCUGCCAAACUACGUGGGACGGCCACCCAACUGCCGGCCAGAGUGCACACUGAACGAGGAGUGCCCGAGUGCGCUGGCUUGUCAGUCUGAGCGCUGCAGAGACCCUUGUCCAGGCUCGUGCGGAGCACACACUACUUGUACCGUAGUCAAGCAUGCACCUAUAUGCACAUGUCUCCCAGGUUUCACAGGAGACCCAUUUGCCGGCUGCGCAGCUGUACCAUCUCAAGCGCCCGUCGAGACGCCACGAGACCCGUGUAAUCCAUCGCCUUGCGGUGCGAACGCGGUGUGUAAAGAAAGACAAGGCGCUGGCUCGUGUGUCUGCCUUCCUGAGUACUUCGGAGAUCCGUACACAGGAUGCAGGCCCGAGUGCGUGCUCAACACAGAUUGCGAUCGUAGCAAGGCUUGCGUUAACAACAAGUGCAGAGACCCGUGUCCCGGCACUUGCGGUCUCAAUGCUGAAUGCCGCGUCGUCAACCACGCACCUUCUUGCAGCUGUUUACCAGGAUACAUUGGAAACCCUCUAAGUUCUUGCCAUCUCCCUCCGUCUAUACCAAAAGAAGAACCGACGAAGGACCCAUGCAAGCCAUCUCCCUGUGGGCCGUUCAGCGUUUGUCGCGUGACAAAUGGACACGCCGUCUGCUCUUGCCAGAAGGGCUAUAUAGGUGCUCCGCCCGCCUGCAAACCGGAAUGCGUCGUAAGCACAGAAUGUCCGCAGAACAGGGCGUGCGUCAAGCAGAAGUGCACAGACCCCUGCCCUGGUACAUGUGGCAUAAACGCUCGCUGCCAAGUCGUCAACCACAAUCCUCUGUGCUCUUGUGCCCCUGGUUUCACUGGAGAUCCAUUCACUAGGUGUAUUAAGGAAGAAAAACCAGUCGCACAACCGCCGAGCGGGAACCCGUGCGUGCCGUCGCCGUGCGGGCCCAACUCGCAGUGCCGCACCGUGGGCACUCAGCCCGCGUGCUCCUGUCUGCCCAACUACGUGGGGCGUCCGCCCAACUGCCGGCCCGAGUGCACGCGUAACGAGGAAUGCCCCAGCGCCCUCGCUUGCCAGUCGGAGCGCUGCAGGGACCCGUGCCCCGGCUCCUGCGGCGCGCAGACCACGUGCACGGUCGUCAAGCACGCGCCCAUGUGCCUCUGCAGGCCUGGUUUCACCGGCAACCCGUUCAGCGGGUGCUCCCAGAUUAUACAACUACCAACUUCAACGGAAGGUCCACGAGACCCAUGUAAUCCUUCGCCUUGUGGUGCGAACGCCGUAUGCAAAGAGCGCCAGGGCGCGGGCUCUUGCACGUGCCUACCCGAGUACUUCGGAGACCCUUACACGGGCUGCAGGCCCGAGUGCGUGCUCAACACAGACUGCGACCGUAGCAAGGCGUGCGUCAACAACAAGUGCAGGGACCCGUGUCCCGGCACCUGCGGAACCAACGCCGAGUGCCGUGUUGUCAACCACGCGCCUUCCUGUACCUGCCUGCCGGGAUAUUCUGGAAAUCCCCUCACUGCAUGCGUACACAGGGAGCCCACCGUGCAGGAGAAGCCGCGCAACCCGUGCGAGCCGUCGCCGUGCGGGCCCAACAGCGUGUGCCGCGUCACGGACGGACACGCCGUCUGCUCGUGCAGCACCGGCUUCGUGGGCGCGCCGCCCAACUGUCGGCCCGAGUGCCUCGUGAGCUCCGAGUGCCCGCAGAACAGGGCGUGCUCGCGCCAGAAGUGCGUAGACCCGUGCCCCGGCACCUGCGGCAGGGCCGCGCGCUGCCAGGUAGUCAACCACAACCCCAUCUGCUCGUGCCCGCCGGGAUACACUGGAGACCCCUUCUCCCGCUGCGUCAAAGAGCAGCCCGUGACGCCCCCCGCGCCGCCGAGGGACCCUUGCUCGCCGUCGCCGUGCGGACCCAACUCGCAGUGCCGCGCCGUGGGCUCGCAGCCUGCGUGCUCCUGCUUGCCCAACUACGUGGGGCGAGCCCCCAACUGCCGGCCCGAGUGCUCCUCUGACGGCGACUGCCCCGGCAACAGGGCGUGCCGUGACCUGCGGUGCGUCGACCCGUGCCGAGGCGCGUGCGGCUUCCUCGCCAUGUGCGUGGCCGCCAACCACCGCGCCGUCUGCACCUGCCCGGAGCGCUACCGCGGCGACCCCAACACCAACUGCGUGCCCGCCCCGCCAUCGACGGAGCGCACGCCUGCGUCGACGCCGUGCCAGCCGUCGCCUUGCGGGCCGAACGCCGAGUGCCGCGAGCGCGGCGGCGCCGGCGCGUGCUCGUGCCUGCCCGGCUACCAGGGAGACCCGUACGCCAAGGACGGCGCGCGCGGCUGCCGGCGCGAGUGCGAGGCGUCCGGCGACUGCGCGCCGCAGCUGGCCUGCGUCGCCUACCGCUGCGUCGACCCCUGCCCCAACACCUGCGGGGUCGGAGCCGUCUGCACCGUCGCCAACCACGUACCCGUCUGCAACUGCCCGCCCGACUUCACCGGAGACCCAUUCUUCUCCUGCCGCCGUGUGCAAGUCACCACCCCUCAGACGGUGGUGGACCCGUGCGUGCCCAGCCCGUGCGGGCCGAACGGCGUGUGCCGCGUGGUGAACGAGCAGGCUGUGUGCUCGUGCCUGGCGGGCUACAUCGGUGCUCCGCCCAACUGCCGGCCCGAAUGCGUCGUCAGCUCCGAGUGUCCGGAUGACCGCGCCUGCAUCAACAACAAGUGCGCCGACCCGUGCCCCAACACGUGCGGCGUGGGCGCCCGCUGCAGCGCACGCAACCACAGCCCCAUCUGUGCCUGUCCGCAGGGCACCACCGGGGACCCAUUCUCCAGGUGCACGCGUUUACCGGCAGUGGUGGACCAGCCGGUGACGCCGCGGCCGCCGUCGUGCACGCCGUCGCCGUGCGGGCCGAACGCGCAGUGCCAGAUGGUGGGCGGGGUGCCCGCGUGCUCGUGCCUGCCCGACUACCGCGGCUCGCCGCCCAACUGCCGGCCCGAGUGCGUGCUCAGCUCCGAGUGCCCCAGCCAGCUGGCGUGCGUGCGCCUGCGCUGCCAGGACCCGUGCCCCGGCUCGUGCGGCCACGGCGCCGAGUGCAGGGUCCAGAACCACGUGCCCGUCUGCACCUGCGGGCCAGGACUCACCGGUGACCCCUUCUCGCGGUGCGACCCCAUCCCGGUCACGCCCAGCACCGAGGCCACCGUCACCGACCCGUGCAGUCCGUCGCCUUGCGGUCCUAACGCCAUCUGCAGCGGCCAGGGGGAGUGCACCUGCCUGCCUGACUACCAGGGCAACCCGUACGAGGAGUGCCGGCCGGAGUGCGUGACGAACGGCGAGUGCCCGCGCGACAAGGCGUGCCUGCGCAGCAAGUGCCGCGACCCGUGCGUCGGCACCUGUGGCCAGAACGCGCGCUGCGACGUCGUCAACCACAUCCCCGUCUGCGCCUGCCUCGACGGCUACACCGGCGACCCUUUCACCAACUGCAGAAUCGCCCUCACAGAGAAACCGCCGUCUCCGAUUGACAAGUGCAGGCCGUCGCCUUGCGGGCCCAACAGCCAGUGCCGCGAGUCGGACGGUCACGCCGUGUGCUCCUGCCUGUCUGGCUACGUGGGCGCGCCGCCUUCCUGCAGGCCCGAAUGCGUCGUCAGCGCCGAGUGUCCGCAAACGCGCGCCUGCGUCAACAAGAAGUGCACCGACCCCUGCCUCGGCUCCUGCGGCCUGGGAGCGCGCUGCGAGGUCAUCAACCACAGCCCCAUCUGCUCCUGCCGACCUGGCCAGACUGGCGAUCCGUUCCGCAGCUGCCAGGACCUACCACCGCCGACGAAGGAUGAGCCGGUGAGCCCGUGCGAGCCGUCGCCGUGCGGUCCGAACGCGCAGUGCCAGCCGGCUGGAGGCGUGCCGUCGUGCUCGUGCCUGGAAGGCUACGUCGGCUCUCCGCCCAACUGCCGGCCCGAGUGCGUUAUCAGCCCCGACUGCCCGUCAAACCUGGCGUGCGUCAACGGCAAGUGCCGCGACCCUUGCCCCGGCUCCUGUGGCGUCAACGCGCAGUGCCAGAUCAUCAGCCACGCUGUCACCUGCAUAUGCGCCCCUGGCUACACCGGCGAUCCCUUCGUGCAGUGCACGCCACACAUACCCGCCGAGGAGACGCGCAACCCGUGCGAGCCGUCGCCGUGCGGCACGAACGCGGUGUGCAGCCAGCGGAACGGCGCGGGCUCGUGCGCCUGCCUGCCCGACUACCAGGGCAACCCGUACGAGGCGUGCCGGCCCGAGUGCGUGCUCAGCUCCGACUGCCCCACGGACCGCGCCUGCCAGAGGAACCGCUGCGAGGACCCCUGCCCGGGCGUGUGCGGCCUCAACGCGCAGUGCUCCGUCAUCAAUCAUAUCCCCACCUGCACCUGCCUGCCCGGCUACGAGGGCGACCCCUUCGCCACCUGCACACGGACGCCGCCGGCAGUGACGACGCCGCAGACAGUUCGAGAACCUUGUCAGCCGUCGCCGUGCGGUCCCAACAGUCAGUGCCGCGCGGUCGGCGGCCAGGCUGUGUGCUCGUGCCAGCAGGGCUACAGCGGUGCGCCGCCCAACUGCCGGCCCGAGUGCGUCGUCAACGCCGAGUGCCAGCAGACGCGCGCCUGCCACCGCUUCAAGUGCGCGGACCCCUGCCCGGGCACGUGCGGCCUCGAGGCGCGCUGCCAAGUCAUCAACCACAACCCCAUCUGCUCCUGCCCGCCCGGCUACACGGGCGACCCGUUCGCGCGCUGCUACCGCCAGCCGGCCGAGCCGGUGCAGCAGACCACUCCCGUCGACCCGUGCAGGCCUUCACCGUGCGGGCCCAACGCAGACUGCCAGCCACAGGGAGACCGUCCUUCGUGUUCCUGCCGACCUGGCUACAUCGGAGUGCCUCCCUCGUGUCGACCGGAGUGUGUAGUCAACACAGACUGUGCACCAACGAAGGCCUGUGUGGCUGAGAAGUGUCGCGACCCUUGCUCCGGCUCGUGCGGCUUCGGCGCCGAGUGUCGCGUGCAGAACCACAUCCCUACCUGCACCUGCCCUGCCGGUAUGACUGGUGACCCGUUCGUCACGUGCACGCAGCUCGUGGUGGAGAAGCCGCCGCCAGAAGACCCGUGCAACCCGUCGCCGUGCGGCCCCGGCGCGCGAUGCGACGACGGCAGCUGCAGCUGCCCGCCCGAGUACCAGGGCGACCCCUACUCUGCCACCGGCUGCCGGCCCGAGUGCACCACCAACAACGACUGCCCGCGCAACCGCGCCUGCACCAACUUCCGCUGCGUCGACCCGUGCACCGGCACCUGCGGCCAGGGCGCGCGCUGCGACGUCGUCAACCACAUCCCUACCUGCUCCUGCCCGGAGGGAACGUCUGGCGACCCCUUCACUCUCUGCAGAACUGUACAGGCUGUCGAAGCUACGCGAGAUCCGUGCCAGCCGUCGCCGUGCGGCCCCGGCGGGCUGUGCCGGGUGGUGGACGGCCACGCGGUGUGCUCGUGCCAGCCGGGCCUGGUGGGCGCGCCGCCCUCCUGCCGGCCCGAGUGCGUCGUCAGCGCCGAGUGCCAGCUCACGCAGGCCUGCCUCGCCACCAAGUGCGUCGACCCGUGCCCGGGCACCUGCGGCGUCAACGCGCGCUGCCAGGUCGUCAACCACAACCCCAUCUGCUCCUGUGCACCGGGCUUCACCGGUGAUCCCUUCUCCAGGUGCUUCCAGCAGCGAGUUCCAGAGGACAAGCCGACAGUGCCGGAGAAUCCCUGCUUGCCUUCGCCGUGCGGUCCGAACGCGCAAUGCCAAGUCCGAGGGGCCGGCCCCGCUUGCACGUGUCUCGACGGUUACGUGGGCGCACCGCCCUCCUGUAGGCCCGAGUGUACCAUCAAUCCCGAGUGCCAAAGUAGGUUCGCGUGUAUCAAUCAGCGUUGCGCUGACCCGUGUCCGGGAUCGUGCGGUUCGAAUGCCGAGUGCCGCGUUGUGAAUCACACGCCCGUCUGCAGCUGCGUCCCUGGAUUCACCGGAGAUCCCUUCACCGGAUGCAGUCCUGCUCCACAAGCACCGGCAGUGGAGGAGCGCCCCACGCCGUGCUCGCCGUCCCCCUGCGGCGCCAACGCAGUGUGCAGAGAGCGCAACGGCGCCGGCUCGUGCUCCUGCCUGCCAGACCACGUGGGCAACCCGUACGAGGGCUGCAGGCCCGAGUGCGUGCUCAGCUCCGACUGCCCGCCCGAGAGAGCCUGCGUGCGCUCCAAGUGCGCCGACCCGUGCCUCGGCACGUGCGGCCUCAACGCCGACUGCGCCGUCGUCAAUCACGCCCCCACCUGCUCGUGCCGCCCCGGCUUCACUGGCGACCCCUUCCGCCAGUGUUCGCCGGAGCCCACAGCCCCUGUAGCGGCCGAACCUCAAGACCCGUGCAGGCCGUCGCCGUGCGGCCCGUUCAGCGAGUGCCGGCGCGGGGCGUGCUCGUGCCUGCGGGGAUACGUGGGCGCGCCUCCCGCCUGCCGGCCAGAGUGCACGCUCAACGCCCAGUGCCCACCGCAGCGCGCAUGCGUAGAUUUGCGCUGCGUCGACCCCUGUCCCGGGCCCUGCGGCCAGCGGGCUGCAUGCCGUGUCCUAAACCACUCCCCAGUCUGUAGCUGUCCCCCUGGCCUCACGGGGGAUCCUUUUGUCAGAUGUUAUCCCUCACCACCGCCUAUUUUGCAUCCUGCCGAGCCUGUGCAUGUCGACCCGUGCAUGCCUUCUCCCUGUGGUCCGUAUUCUGAAUGUCGCAACGUCGGAGGCUCUCCAUCUUGUGCGUGCCGGCAGAAUUACAUUGGUACACCACCCAACUGCAGACCUGAAUGUGUUAUUAGUUCAGAGUGUCCAAAGAAUAAAGCUUGUAUAAGAGAGAAAUGUCGUGAUCCGUGUCCUGGAUCGUGUGGAAUUGCAGCUCAAUGCAGUGUCGUGAAUCAUACUCCUAUCUGCAGCUGCCCGGAAGGAUACACAGGAGACCCAUUCACAAGCUGCUCCCCAAAACCACCAGAACCUCCAGAGCCAGUGGUAACCGACCCAUGUAAUCCGUCACCAUGCGGACCUAACGCUCUCUGUCGAGAUGGCAGCUGUACUUGUCUUCCGGAGUACCAAGGAGAUCCUUACACGGGCUGUCGCCCCGAGUGUGUGUUGAGCACUGACUGUGACAGGACGAAAGCCUGCAUCAGGAACAAGUGCACAGAUCCUUGUCCAGGAACAUGCGGACAGGGUGCUACAUGCAAUGUUGUUAAUCAUAUCCCCAUAUGUACUUGCCCGGAAGGCACCUCUGGAAACGCUUUCGUGCUUUGCAGACCAGUACCACCUCCCGUGGCAACCCAGCCAUGCAACCCGUCUCCAUGCGGUCCCAACAGCCAAUGUCGGGAGAUUAACGGCCAGGCUGUAUGUUCAUGUGUGCCGGGCUACCUAGGAAGCCCACCGGCGUGCAGGCCAGAGUGCGUUGUGAGUUCCGAUUGCAGCCAGAAUGAAGCCUGCAGCAACCAGAAAUGUAGAAAUCCUUGCCCAGGAACGUGUGGAAUUGGGGCUAAGUGUCAGGUGGUGAAUCACAACCCUAUCUGUAGCUGUCCACCGCGCCACACGGGAGACCCGUUCACCAGAUGCCUGCCCAUACCUGAUUCGCCGGUGAGCAAGCCAGUGAACCCUUGCCAGCCGUCACCAUGUGGUCCAAAUGCUCAGUGCAAGGUAGCUGGAGACAGCCCCUCUUGCUCGUGCCUGCCAGAAUUCAAAGGCUCGCCACCAAACUGUCGGCCUGAGUGCGUCAGCAACAGCGAGUGUGCCAGCCACCUGGCCUGUAUGGGGCAGAAGUGCAAAGACCCCUGUCCCGGAGCUUGUGGAUCAAAUGCUGAGUGCCGAGUGGUCAGCCACACGCCUACGUGUGUGUGUGCGGUUGGAUACACUGGAGACCCGUUCUCUCAGUGCUUUGUACAACGUAAGAAUGAACUCCUGACCGUGCCCCAGGAGAGGCCAACGCCCUGCUCUCCGUCGCCAUGUGGUUCGAAUGCAGUGUGUAGGGAACAGAAUGGCGCUGGAUCUUGCACUUGUCUACCAGAGUAUGUGGGCAACCCAUACGAAGGCUGUCGGCCAGAGUGCGUGGUGAACACUGACUGUGCUCCCAACAGGGCAUGUAUUCGUAACAAGUGCCAAGACCCAUGCCCCGGCACGUGUGGCCCGAAUGCAGAUUGCCAGGUGGUCAAUCACCUGCCAUCGUGCACAUGCCGGCCGGGAUACACUGGAGACCCGUUCCGAUACUGCACAGUGCAGGCUAGCGAACCUGUGGUAGCUGAACCAGGAGAUCCGUGCAGCCCAUCGCCAUGUGGUCCUAACAGCCAAUGUCGCCAAGUGAAUGGGCAGGCUGUGUGCUCAUGCCUACCGUCGUACAUUGGCAGUCCACCAGGCUGUAGACCAGAGUGUGUGGUGAGCUCCGAAUGCCCGCAGAACCGAGCCUGUGUGAACCAGAAGUGUGUGGACCCUUGCCCUGGGCCGUGUGGCCUCAAUACUCGCUGCCAGGUGAUCAACCACAGCCCAAUAUGCAGUUGCAAACAAGGAUAUACCGGAGACCCCUUCGCCAGAUGCCAUCCAAUUCCACCUCCACCUCAGAGGCCGAGUGCCCCAGUAGUUGUGAAUCCUUGCAUCCCAUCACCAUGUGGGCCGUAUUCUGAAUGUCGUGAUACAGGUGGCAAUCCUUCAUGCUCAUGCCUGGCAAAUUACAUUGGCGCUCCACCAAACUGCCGUCCCGAGUGCUCCAUCAACUCGGAGUGCCCCAGCAACAGGGCUUGUAUCCGGGAGAAGUGUCGUGACCCAUGUCCUGGGUCGUGUGGCAUUGGCGCACAGUGCAGUGUGAUCAACCACACCCCAGUGUGCACAUGUCCUGAGGGGUACACAGGAGAUCCAUUCACCAACUGCUUCCCAAAACCGACAAAACCUGUGGAAUCGGACCCGUGCAAUCCUUCGCCUUGCGGGCCUAACGCCGAAUGCCGAGAUGGCAGUUGUACUUGUCUUCCAGAAUACCAAGGAGACCCAUACACUGGUUGCCGGCCAGAGUGCGUGUUGAGUACUGAUUGUGACAGGACGAAAGCUUGCAUCAGGAACAAGUGUGCUGACCCCUGCCCAGGAACUUGCGGACAGGGUGCUCGAUGCGACGUAGUCAACCACAUCCCCAUCUGUACCUGUCCAGAAGGCACCUCUGGAAAUGCCUUCAUACAGUGCCGGCCUAUUCCACCUCCCGUGGCAACCCAGCCAUGCAACCCGUCUCCAUGCGGUCCCAACAGCCAAUGUCGGGAGAUUAACGGCCAGGCUGUAUGUUCAUGUGUGCCGGGCUACCUAGGAAGCCCACCGGCGUGCAGGCCAGAGUGCGUUGUGAGUUCCGAUUGCAGCCAGAAUGAAGCCUGCAGCAACCAGAAAUGUAGAAAUCCUUGCCCAGGAACGUGUGGAAUUGGGGCUAAGUGUCAGGUGGUGAAUCACAACCCUAUCUGUAGCUGUCCACCGCGCCACACGGGAGACCCGUUCACCAGAUGCCUGCCCAUACCUGAUUCGCCGGUGAGCAAGCCAGUGAACCCUUGCCAGCCGUCACCAUGUGGUCCAAAUGCUCAGUGCAAGGUAGCUGGAGACAGCCCCUCUUGCUCGUGCCUGCCAGAAUUCAAAGGCUCGCCACCAAACUGUCGGCCUGAGUGCGUCAGCAACAGCGAGUGUGCCAGCCACCUGGCCUGUAUGGGGCAGAAGUGCAAAGACCCCUGUCCCGGAGCUUGUGGAUCAAAUGCUGAGUGCCGAGUGGUCAGCCACACGCCUACGUGUGUGUGUGCGGUUGGAUACACUGGAGACCCGUUCUCUCAGUGCUUUGUACAACCUGUAGCCGUGCCCCAGGAGAGGCCAACGCCCUGCUCUCCGUCGCCAUGUGGUUCGAAUGCAGUGUGUAGGGAACAGAAUGGCGCUGGAUCUUGCACUUGUCUACCAGAGUAUGUGGGCAACCCAUACGAAGGCUGUCGGCCAGAGUGCGUGGUGAACACUGACUGUGCUCCCAACAGGGCAUGUAUUCGUAACAAGUGCCAAGACCCAUGCCCCGGCACGUGUGGCCCGAAUGCAGAUUGCCAGGUGGUCAAUCACCUGCCAUCGUGCACAUGCCGGCCGGGAUACACUGGAGACCCGUUCCGAUACUGCACAGUGCAGGCUAGCGAACCUGUGGUAGCUGAACCAGGAGAUCCGUGCAGCCCAUCGCCAUGUGGUCCUAACAGCCAAUGUCGCCAAGUGAAUGGGCAGGCUGUGUGCUCAUGCCUACCGUCGUACAUUGGCAGUCCACCAGGCUGUAGACCAGAGUGUGUGGUGAGCUCCGAAUGCCCGCAGAACCGAGCCUGUGUGAACCAGAAGUGUGUGGACCCUUGCCCUGGGCCGUGUGGCCUCAAUACUCGCUGCCAGGUGAUCAACCACAGCCCAAUAUGCAGUUGCAAACAAGGAUAUACCGGAGACCCCUUCGCCAGAUGCCAUCCAAUUCCACCUCCACCUCAGAGGCCGAGUGCCCCAGUAGUUGUGAAUCCUUGCAUCCCAUCACCAUGUGGGUCGUAUUCUGAAUGUCGUGAUACAGGUGGCAAUCCUUCAUGCUCAUGCCUGGCAAAUUACAUUGGCGCUCCACCAAACUGCCGUCCCGAGUGCUCCAUCAACUCGGAGUGCCCCAGCAACAGGGCUUGUAUCCGGGAGAAGUGUCGUGACCCAUGUCCUGGGUCGUGUGGCAUUGGCGCACAGUGCAGUGUGAUCAACCACACCCCAGUGUGCACAUGUCCUGAGGGGUACACAGGAGAUCCAUUCACCAACUGCUUCCCAAAACCGACAAAACCUGUGGAAUCGGACCCGUGCAAUCCUUCGCCUUGCGGGCCUAACGCCGAAUGCCGAGAUGGCAGUUGUACUUGUCUUCCAGAAUACCAAGGAGACCCAUACACUGGUUGCCGGCCAGAGUGCGUGUUGAGUACUGAUUGUGACAGGACGAAAGCUUGCAUCAGGAACAAGUGUGCUGACCCCUGCCCAGGAACUUGCGGACAGGGUGCUCGAUGCGACGUAGUCAACCACAUCCCCAUCUGUACCUGUCCAGAAGGCACCUCUGGAAAUGCCUUCAUACAGUGCCGGCCUAUUCCACCUCCCGUGGCAACCCAGCCAUGCAACCCGUCUCCAUGCGGUCCCAACAGCCAAUGUCGGGAGAUUAACGGCCAGGCUGUAUGUUCAUGUGUGCCGGGCUACCUAGGAAGCCCACCGGCGUGCAGGCCAGAGUGCGUUGUGAGUUCCGAUUGCAGCCAGAAUGAAGCCUGCAGCAACCAGAAAUGUAGAAAUCCUUGCCCAGGAACGUGUGGAAUUGGGGCUAAGUGUCAGGUGGUGAAUCACAACCCUAUCUGUAGCUGUCCACCGCGCCACACGGGAGACCCGUUCACCAGAUGCCUGCCCAUACGUAAGAACCAUACUGAUGAAACAUUUCUUCCUCCAGUGAACCCUUGCCAGCCGUCACCAUGUGGUCCAAAUGCUCAGUGCAAGGUAGCUGGAGACAGCCCCUCUUGCUCGUGCCUGCCAGAAUUCAAAGGCUCGCCACCAAACUGUCGGCCUGAGUGCGUCAGCAACAGCGAGUGUGCCAGCCACCUGGCCUGUAUGGGGCAGAAGUGCAAAGACCCCUGUCCCGGAGCUUGUGGAUCAAAUGCUGAGUGCCGAGUGGUCAGCCACACGCCUACGUGUGUGUGUGCGGUUGGAUACACUGGAGACCCGUUCUCUCAGUGCUUUGUACAACGUAAGAAUGAACUCCUGACCGUGCCCCAGGAGAGGCCAACGCCCUGCUCUCCGUCGCCAUGUGGUUCGAAUGCAGUGUGUAGGGAACAGAAUGGCGCUGGAUCUUGCACUUGUCUACCAGAGUAUGUGGGCAACCCAUACGAAGGCUGUCGGCCAGAGUGCGUGGUGAACACUGACUGUGCUCCCGACAGGGCAUGUAUUCGUAACAAGUGCCAAGACCCAUGCCCCGGCACGUGUGGCCCGAAUGCAGAUUGCCAGGUGGUCAAUCACCUGCCAUCGUGCACAUGCCGGCCGGGAUACACUGGAGACCCGUUCCGAUACUGCACAGUGCAGGCUACUGUGGUAGCUGAACCAGGAGAUCCGUGCAGCCCAUCGCCAUGUGGUCCUAACAGCCAAUGUCGCCAAGUGAAUGGGCAGGCUGUGUGCUCAUGCCUACCGUCGUACAUUGGCAGUCCACCAGGCUGUAGACCAGAGUGUGUGGUGAGCUCCGAAUGCCCGCAGAACCGAGCCUGUGUGAACCAGAAGUGUGUGGACCCUUGCCCUGGGCCGUGUGGCCUCAAUACUCGCUGCCAGGUGAUCAACCACAGCCCAAUAUGCAGUUGCAAACAAGGAUAUACCGGAGACCCCUUCGCCAGAUGCCAUCCAAUUCCACCUCCACCUCAGAGGCCGAGUGCCCCAGUAGUUGUGAAUCCUUGCAUCCCAUCACCAUGUGGGCCGUAUUCUGAAUGUCGUGAUACAGGUGGCAAUCCUUCAUGCUCAUGCCUGGCAAAUUACAUUGGCGCUCCACCAAACUGCCGUCCCGAGUGCUCCAUCAACUCGGAGUGCCCCAGCAACAGGGCUUGUAUCCGGGAGAAGUGUCGUGACCCAUGUCCUGGGUCGUGUGGCAUUGGCGCACAGUGCAGUGUGAUCAACCACACCCCAGUGUGCACAUGUCCUGAGGGGUACACAGGAGAUCCAUUCACCAACUGCUUCCCAAAACCGACAAAACCUGUGGAAUCGGACCCGUGCAAUCCUUCGCCUUGCGGGCCUAACGCCGAAUGCCGAGAUGGCAGUUGUACUUGUCUUCCAGAAUACCAAGGAGACCCAUACACUGGUUGCCGGCCAGAGUGCGUGUUGAGUACUGAUUGUGACAGGACGAAAGCUUGCAUCAGGAACAAGUGUGCUGACCCCUGCCCAGGAACUUGCGGACAGGGUGCUCGAUGCGACGUAGUCAACCACAUCCCCAUCUGUACCUGUCCAGAAGGCACCUCUGGAAAUGCCUUCAUACAGUGCCGGCCUAUUCCACCUCCCGUGGCAACCCAGCCAUGCAACCCGUCUCCAUGCGGUCCCAACAGCCAAUGUCGGGAGAUUAACGGCCAGGCUGUAUGUUCAUGUGUGCCGGGCUACCUAGGAAGCCCACCGGCGUGCAGGCCAGAGUGCGUUGUGAGUUCCGAUUGCAGCCAGAAUGAAGCCUGCAGCAACCAGAAAUGUAGAAAUCCUUGCCCAGGAACGUGUGGAAUUGGGGCUAAGUGUCAGGUGGUGAAUCACAACCCUAUCUGUAGCUGUCCACCGCGCCACACGGGAGACCCGUUCACCAGAUGCCUGCCCAUACCUGAUUCGCCGGUGAGCAAGCCAGUGAACCCUUGCCAGCCGUCACCAUGUGGUCCAAAUGCUCAGUGCAAGGUAGCUGGAGACAGCCCCUCUUGCUCGUGCCUGCCAGAAUUCAAAGGCUCGCCACCAAACUGUCGGCCUGAGUGCGUCAGCAACAGCGAGUGUGCCAGCCACCUGGCCUGUAUGGGGCAGAAGUGCAAAGACCCCUGUCCCGGAGCUUGUGGAUCAAAUGCUGAGUGCCGAGUGGUCAGCCACACGCCUACGUGUGUGUGUGCGGUUGGAUACACUGGAGACCCGUUCUCUCAGUGCUUUGUACAACCUGUAGCCGUGCCCCAGGAGAGGCCAACGCCCUGCUCUCCGUCGCCAUGUGGUUCGAAUGCAGUGUGUAGGGAACAGAAUGGCGCUGGAUCUUGCACUUGUCUACCAGAGUAUGUGGGCAACCCAUACGAAGGCUGUCGGCCAGAGUGCGUGGUGAACACUGACUGUGCUCCCAACAGGGCAUGUAUUCGUAACAAGUGCCAAGACCCAUGCCCCGGCACGUGUGGCCCGAAUGCAGAUUGCCAGGUGGUCAAUCACCUGCCAUCGUGCACAUGCCGGCCGGGAUACACUGGAGACCCGUUCCGAUACUGCACAGUGCAGGCUAGCGAACCUGUGGUAGCUGAACCAGGAGAUCCGUGCAGCCCAUCGCCAUGUGGUCCUAACAGCCAAUGUCGCCAAGUGAAUGGGCAGGCUGUGUGCUCAUGCCUACCGUCGUACAUUGGCAGUCCACCAGGCUGUAGACCAGAGUGUGUGGUGAGCUCCGAAUGCCCGCAGAACCGAGCCUGUGUGAACCAGAAGUGUGUGGACCCUUGCCCUGGGCCGUGUGGCCUCAAUACUCGCUGCCAGGUGAUCAACCACAGCCCAAUAUGCAGUUGCAAACAAGGAUAUACCGGAGACCCCUUCGCCAGAUGCCAUCCAAUUCCACCUCCACCUCAGAGGCCGAGUGCCCCAGUAGUUGUGAAUCCUUGCAUCCCAUCACCAUGUGGGCCGUAUUCUGAAUGUCGUGAUACAGGUGGCAAUCCUUCAUGCUCAUGCCUGGCAAAUUACAUUGGCGCUCCACCAAACUGCCGUCCCGAGUGCUCCAUCAACUCGGAGUGCCCCAGCAACAGGGCUUGUAUCCGGGAGAAGUGUCGUGACCCAUGUCCUGGGUCGUGUGGCAUUGGCGCACAGUGCAGUGUGAUCAACCACACCCCAGUGUGCACAUGUCCUGAGGGGUACACAGGAGAUCCAUUCACCAACUGCUUCCCAAAACCGACAAUUGCAGAACCUGUGGAAUCGGACCCGUGCAAUCCUUCGCCUUGCGGGCCUAACGCCGAAUGCCGAGAUGGCAGUUGUACUUGUCUUCCAGAAUACCAAGGAGACCCAUACACUGGUUGCCGGCCAGAGUGCGUGUUGAGUACUGAUUGUGACAGGACGAAAGCUUGCAUCAGGAACAAGUGUGCUGACCCCUGCCCAGGAACUUGCGGACAGGGUGCUCGAUGCGACGUAGUCAACCACAUCCCCAUCUGUACCUGUCCAGAAGGCACCUCUGGAAAUGCCUUCAUACAGUGCCGGCCUAUUCCACCUGAACCAGGAGAUCCGUGCAGCCCAUCGCCAUGUGGUCCUAACAGCCAAUGUCGCCAAGUGAAUGGGCAGGCUGUGUGCUCAUGCCUACCGUCGUACAUUGGCAGUCCACCAGGCUGUAGACCAGAGUGUGUGGUGAGCUCCGAAUGCCCGCAGAACCGAGCCUGUGUGAACCAGAAGUGUGUGGACCCUUGCCCUGGGCCGUGUGGCCUCAAUACUCGCUGCCAGGUGAUCAACCACAGCCCAAUAUGCAGUUGCAAACAAGGAUAUACCGGAGACCCCUUCGCUAGAUGCCAUCCAAUUCCACCACCGCUUGCUUACAAGCCAGUGAACCCUUGCCAGCCGUCACCAUGUGGUCCAAAUGCUCAGUGCAAGGUAGCUGGAGACAGCCCCUCUUGCUCGUGCCUGCCAGAAUUCAAAGGCUCGCCACCAAACUGUCGGCCUGAGUGCGUCAGCAACAGCGAGUGUGCCAGCCACCUGGCCUGUAUGGGGCAGAAGUGCAAAGACCCCUGUCCCGGAGCUUGUGGAUCAAAUGCUGAGUGCCGAGUGGUCAGCCACACGCCUACGUGUGUGUGUGCGGUUGGAUACACUGGAGACCCGUUCUCUCAGUGCUUUGUACAACCCGUGCCCCAGGAGAAGCCAACGCCCUGCUCUCCGUCGCCAUGUGGUUCGAAUGCAGUGUGUAGGGAACAGAAUGGCGCUGGAUCUUGCACUUGUCUACCAGAGUAUGUGGGCAACCCAUACGAAGGCUGUCGGCCAGAGUGCGUGGUGAACACUGACUGUGCUCCCGACAGGGCAUGUAUUCGUAACAAGUGCCAAGACCCAUGCCCCGGCACGUGUGGCCCGAAUGCAGAUUGCCAGGUGGUCAAUCACCUGCCAUCGUGCACAUGCCGGCCGGGAUACACUGGAGACCCGUUCCGAUACUGCACAGUGCAGGCUAGCGAACCUGAACCAGGAGAUCCGUGCAGCCCAUCGCCAUGUGGUCCUAACAGCCAAUGUCGCCAAGUGAAUGGGCAGGCUGUGUGCUCAUGCCUACCGUCGUACAUUGGCAGUCCACCAGGCUGUAGACCAGAGUGUGUGGUGAGCUCCGAAUGCCCGCAGAACCGAGCCUGUGUGAACCAGAAGUGUGUGGACCCUUGCCCUGGGCCGUGUGGCCUCAAUACUCGCUGCCAGGUGAUCAACCACAGCCCAAUAUGCAGUUGCAAACAAGGAUAUACCGGAGACCCCUUCGCCAGAUGCCAUCCAAUUCCACCUCCACCUCAGAGGCCGAGUGCCCCAGUAGUUGUGAAUCCUUGCAUCCCAUCACCAUGUGGGCCGUAUUCUGAAUGUCGUGAUACAGGUGGCAAUCCUUCAUGCUCAUGCCUGGCAAAUUACAUUGGCGCUCCACCAAACUGCCGUCCCGAGUGCUCCAUCAACUCGGAGUGCCCCAGCAACAGGGCUUGUAUCCGGGAGAAGUGUCGUGACCCAUGUCCUGGGUCGUGUGGCAUUGGCGCACAGUGCAGUGUGAUCAACCACACCCCAGUGUGCACAUGUCCUGAGGGGUACACAGGAGAUCCAUUCACCAACUGCUUCCCAAAACCGACAAUUGCAGAACCUGUGGAAUCGGACCCGUGCAAUCCUUCGCCUUGCGGGCCUAACGCCGAAUGCCGAGAUGGCAGUUGUACUUGUCUUCCAGAAUACCAAGGAGACCCAUACACUGGUUGCCGGCCAGAGUGCGUGUUGAGUACUGAUUGUGACAGGACGAAAGCUUGCAUCAGGAACAAGUGUGCUGACCCCUGCCCAGGAACUUGCGGACAGGGUGCUCGAUGCGACGUAGUCAACCACAUCCCCAUCUGUACCUGUCCAGAAGGCACCUCUGGAAAUGCCUUCAUACAGUGCCGGCCUAUUCCACCUCCCGUGGCAACCCAGCCAUGCAACCCGUCUCCAUGCGGUCCCAACAGCCAAUGUCGGGAGAUUAACGGCCAGGCUGUAUGUUCAUGUGUGCCGGGCUACCUAGGAAGCCCACCGGCGUGCAGGCCAGAGUGCGUUGUGAGUUCCGAUUGCAGCCAGAAUGAAGCCUGCAGCAACCAGAAAUGUAGAAAUCCUUGCCCAGGAACGUGUGGAAUUGGGGCUAAGUGUCAGGUGGUGAAUCACAACCCUAUCUGUAGCUGUCCACCGCGCCACACGGGAGACCCGUUCACCAGAUGCCUGCCCAUACCUGAUUCGCCGGUGAGCAAGCCAGUGAACCCUUGCCAGCCGUCACCAUGUGGUCCAAAUGCUCAGUGCAAGGUAGCUGGAGACAGCCCCUCUUGCUCGUGCCUGCCAGAAUUCAAAGGCUCGCCACCAAACUGUCGGCCUGAGUGCGUCAGCAACAGCGAGUGUGCCAGCCACCUGGCCUGUAUGGGGCAGAAGUGCAAAGACCCCUGUCCCGGAGCUUGUGGAUCAAAUGCUGAGUGCCGAGUGGUCAGCCACACGCCUACGUGUGUGUGUGCGGUUGGAUACACUGGAGACCCGUUCUCUCAGUGCUUUGUACAACCCGUGCCCCAGGAGAGGCCAACGCCCUGCUCUCCGUCGCCAUGUGGUUCGAAUGCAGUGUGUAGGGAACAGAAUGGCGCUGGAUCUUGCACUUGUCUACCAGAGUAUGUGGGCAACCCAUACGAAGGCUGUCGGCCAGAGUGCGUGGUGAACACUGACUGUGCUCCCGACAGGGCAUGUAUUCGUAACAAGUGCCAAGACCCAUGCCCCGGCACGUGUGGCCCGAAUGCAGAUUGCCAGGUGGUCAAUCACCUGCCAUCGUGCACAUGCCGGCCGGGAUACACUGGAGACCCGUUCCGAUACUGCACAGUGCAGGCUAGCGAACCUGUGGUAGCUGAACCAGGAGAUCCGUGCAGCCCAUCGCCAUGUGGUCCUAACAGCCAAUGUCGCCAAGUGAAUGGGCAGGCUGUGUGCUCAUGCCUACCGUCGUACAUUGGCAGUCCACCAGGCUGUAGACCAGAGUGUGUGGUGAGCUCCGAAUGCCCGCAGAACCGAGCCUGUGUGAACCAGAAGUGUGUGGACCCUUGCCCUGGGCCGUGUGGCCUCAAUACUCGCUGCCAGGUGAUCAACCACAGCCCAAUAUGCAGUUGCAAACAAGGAUAUACCGGAGACCCCUUCGCCAGAUGUCAUCCAAUUCCACCUCCACCUCAGAGGCCGAGUGCCCCAGUGGUUGUGAAUCCUUGCAUCCCAUCGCCGUGUGGGCCAUAUUCUGAAUGUCGCGAUACAGGUGGCAGUCCUUCAUGCUCGUGCCUGGCAAACUACAUUGGCGCUCCACCAAACUGCCGGCCCGAGUGCUCCAUCAACUCGGAGUGCCCCAGCAACAGGGCUUGUAUCAGGGAGAAGUGUCGUGACCCAUGUCCAGGGUCGUGUGGCAUUGGCGCACAGUGCAGUGUGAUCAAUCACACCCCAGUUUGCACAUGCCCUGAGGGAUACACUGGAGACCCGUUUAGUAACUGCUUCCCGAAGCCACCAAAUCCAGAACCUGUGGAGUCAGACCCAUGCAAUCCAUCGCCUUGUGGGCCUAACGCCGAAUGCCGAGAUGGCAGUUGUACUUGCCUUCCGGAAUAUCAAGGAGACCCAUACACUGGUUGCCGGCCAGAGUGUGUGUUGAGUACUGACUGUGACAGGACGAAAGCUUGCAUCAGGAACAAGUGCGCUGACCCCUGCCCAGGGACUUGUGGACAGGAUGCUCGGUGCGAUGUAGUCAAUCACAUCCCCAUCUGUACCUGUCCGGAAGGCACCUCUGGAAACGCUUUCAUCCAGUGCCGACCAGUACCACCUCCUGCAGUUACACUACCAUGUCGGCCAUCUCCAUGUGGACCAAAUAGCCAAUGUCGGGAGAUUAAUGGCCAGGCAGUGUGCUCUUGUGUACCUGGAUACUUGGGAAGUCCUCCGGCGUGCAGACCAGAGUGCGUCGUGAGCUCCGAUUGCAGCCAGAACGAAGCAUGUAGUAACCAGAAAUGUAGGAAUCCCUGCCCAGGAACGUGUGGAAUUGGAGCGCGUUGUGAGGUGGUCAAUCACAACCCAAUUUGUAGCUGUCCACCUCGUUACACCGGCGAUCCGUUCUCCAGAUGUCUGCCCAUACCGGAGAACCCUGUGGUCAGCGAGCCAGUGAACCCUUGCCAGCCUUCACCAUGUGGUCCAAAUGCUCAGUGCAAGGUAGCUGGAGACAGCCCAUCAUGUUCAUGCCUGCCAGAAUUCAAGGGCUCGCCUCCAAACUGCCGGCCCGAGUGCAUCAGCAACAGCGAGUGUGCCAGCCAUCUGGCCUGUAUCGGGCAGAAGUGCAAAGACCCCUGUCCAGGAGCUUGUGGGUCAAACGCAGAGUGCAGAGUGGUCAGCCACACGCCUACAUGUGUGUGUGCAGUUGGAUACACGGGAGACCCAUUCUCUCAGUGCUUUGUGCAGCCUGUGGCCGCGCCGCAGGAAAGACCGACGCCCUGCUCUCCGUCGCCAUGUGGUUCGAAUGCAGUGUGUAGGGAACAGAAUGGCGCCGGAUCUUGCACUUGUCUACCAGAGUAUGUGGGCAACCCGUACGAAGGCUGUCGGCCAGAGUGCGUGGUGAACACUGACUGUGCCCCCAACAAGGCAUGUAUCCGUAACAAGUGCCAAGACCCGUGCCCUGGCACAUGUGGCCCGAACGCAGACUGCCAGGUUGUCAAUCACCUGCCAUCGUGCACAUGCCGGCCAGGAUACACUGGAGACCCGUUCCGAUACUGCACGGUGCAGGCUAGCGAACCUGUGGUAGCUGAACCGGGAGAUCCAUGCAACCCAUCGCCAUGUGGUCCAAACAGCCAAUGCCGCCAAGUGAAUGGGCAGGCUGUGUGCUCGUGCCUACCGUCAUACAUUGGCAGUCCACCAGGAUGCAGACCGGAGUGUGUGGUUAGCUCUGAAUGCCCGCAGAAUCGAGCCUGUGUGAACCAGAAGUGUGUGGACCCUUGCCCUGGGCCGUGUGGCCUCAAUACUCGCUGCCAGGUGAUCAACCACAGCCCAAUAUGCAGCUGCAAACAAGGAUAUACCGGGGACCCCUUCGCCAGAUGCCAUCCAAUUCCACCUCCACCUCAGAGGCCGAGUGCCCCAGUGGUUGUGAAUCCUUGCAUCCCAUCGCCGUGUGGGCCAUAUUCUGAGUGUCGCGAUACAGGUGGCAGUCCUUCAUGCUCGUGCCUGGCAAACUACAUUGGCGCUCCACCAAACUGCCGGCCCGAGUGCUCCAUCAACUCGGAGUGCCCCAGCAACAGGGCUUGUAUCAGGGAGAAGUGUCGUGACCCAUGUCCAGGGUCGUGUGGCAUUGGCGCACAGUGCAGUGUGAUCAAUCACACCCCAGUUUGCACAUGCCCUGAGGGAUACACUGGAGACCCGUUUAGUAACUGCUUCCCGAAGCCACCAAAUCCAGAACCUGUGGAGUCAGACCCAUGCAAUCCAUCGCCUUGUGGGCCUAACGCCGAAUGCCGAGAUGGCAGUUGUACUUGCCUUCCGGAAUAUCAAGGAGACCCAUACACUGGUUGCCGGCCAGAGUGUGUGUUGAGUACUGACUGUGACAGGACGAAAGCUUGCAUCAGGAACAAGUGCGCUGACCCCUGCCCAGGGACUUGUGGACAGGAUGCUCGGUGCGAUGUAGUCAAUCACAUCCCCAUCUGUACCUGUCCGGAAGGCACCUCUGGAAACGCUUUCAUCCAGUGCCGACCAGUACCACCUCCUGCAGUUACACUACCAUGUCGGCCAUCUCCAUGUGGACCAAAUAGCCAAUGUCGGGAGAUUAAUGGCCAGGCAGUGUGCUCUUGUGUACCUGGAUACUUGGGAAGUCCUCCGGCGUGCAGACCAGAGUGCGUCGUGAGCUCCGAUUGCAGCCAGAACGAAGCAUGUAGUAACCAGAAAUGUAGGAAUCCCUGCCCAGGAACGUGUGGAAUUGGAGCGCGUUGUGAGGUGGUCAAUCACAACCCAAUUUGUAGCUGUCCACCUCGUUACACCGGCGAUCCGUUCUCCAGAUGUCUGCCCAUACCGGAGAACCCUGUGGUCAGCGAGCCAGUGAACCCUUGCCAGCCUUCACCAUGUGGUCCAAAUGCUCAGUGCAAGGUAGCUGGAGACAGCCCAUCAUGUUCAUGCCUGCCAGAAUUCAAGGGCUCGCCUCCAAACUGCCGGCCCGAGUGCAUCAGCAACAGCGAGUGUGCCAGCCAUCUGGCCUGUAUCGGGCAGAAGUGCAAAGACCCCUGUCCAGGAGCUUGUGGGUCAAACGCAGAGUGCAGAGUGGUCAGCCACACGCCUACAUGUGUGUGUGCAGUUGGAUACACGGGAGACCCAUUCUCUCAGUGCUUUGUGCAGCCUGUGGCCGCGCCGCAGGAAAGACCGACGCCCUGCUCUCCGUCGCCAUGUGGUUCGAAUGCAGUGUGUAGGGAACAGAAUGGCGCCGGAUCUUGCACUUGUCUACCAGAGUAUGUGGGCAACCCGUACGAAGGCUGUCGGCCAGAGUGCGUGGUGAACACUGACUGUGCCCCCAACAAGGCAUGUAUCCGUAACAAGUGCCAAGACCCGUGCCCUGGCACAUGUGGCCCGAACGCAGACUGCCAGGUUGUCAAUCACCUGCCAUCGUGCACAUGCCGGCCAGGAUACACUGGAGACCCGUUCCGAUACUGCACGGUGCAGGCUAGCGAACCUGUGGUAGCUGAACCGGGAGAUCCAUGCAACCCAUCGCCAUGUGGUCCAAACAGCCAAUGCCGCCAAGUGAAUGGGCAGGCUGUGUGCUCGUGCCUACCGUCAUACAUUGGCAGUCCACCAGGAUGCAGACCGGAGUGUGUGGUUAGCUCUGAAUGCCCGCAGAAUCGAGCCUGUGUGAACCAGAAGUGUGUGGACCCUUGCCCUGGGCCGUGUGGCCUCAAUACUCGCUGCCAGGUGAUCAACCACAGCCCAAUAUGCAGCUGCAAACAAGGAUAUACCGGAGACCCCUUCGCCAGAUGCCAUCCAAUUCCACCUCCACCUCAGAGGCCGAGUGCCCCAGUGGUUGUGAAUCCUUGCAUCCCAUCGCCGUGUGGGCCAUAUUCUGAGUGUCGCGAUACAGGUGGCAGUCCUUCAUGCUCGUGCCUGGCAAACUACAUUGGCGCUCCACCAAACUGCCGGCCCGAGUGCUCCAUCAACUCGGAGUGCCCCAGCAACAGGGCUUGUAUCAGGGAGAAGUGUCGUGACCCAUGUCCAGGGUCGUGUGGCAUUGGCGCACAGUGCAGUGUGAUCAAUCACACCCCAGUUUGCACAUGCCCUGAGGGAUACACUGGAGACCCGUUUAGUAACUGCUUCCCGAAGCCACCAAAUCCAGAACCUGUGGAGUCAGACCCAUGCAAUCCAUCGCCUUGUGGGCCUAACGCCGAAUGCCGAGAUGGCAGUUGUACUUGCCUUCCGGAAUAUCAAGGAGACCCAUACACUGGUUGCCGGCCAGAGUGUGUGUUGAGUACUGACUGUGACAGGACGAAAGCUUGCAUCAGGAACAAGUGCGCUGACCCCUGCCCAGGGACUUGUGGACAGGAUGCUCGGUGCGAUGUAGUCAAUCACAUCCCCAUCUGUACCUGUCCGGAAGGCACCUCUGGAAACGCUUUCAUCCAGUGCCGACCAGUACCACCUCCUGCAGUUACACUACCAUGUCGGCCAUCUCCAUGUGGACCAAAUAGCCAAUGUCGGGAGAUUAAUGGCCAGGCAGUGUGCUCUUGUGUACCUGGAUACUUGGGAAGUCCUCCGGCGUGCAGACCAGAGUGCGUCGUGAGCUCCGAUUGCAGCCAGAACGAAGCAUGUAGUAACCAGAAAUGUAGGAAUCCCUGCCCAGGAACGUGUGGAAUUGGAGCGCGUUGUGAGGUGGUCAAUCACAACCCAAUUUGUAGCUGUCCACCUCGUUACACCGGCGAUCCGUUCUCCAGAUGUCUGCCCAUACCUGAGAACCCUGUGGUCAGCGAGCCAGUGAACCCUUGCCAGCCUUCACCAUGUGGUCCAAAUGCUCAGUGCAAGGUAGCUGGAGACAGCCCAUCAUGUUCAUGCCUGCCAGAAUUCAAGGGCUCGCCUCCAAACUGCCGGCCCGAGUGCAUCAGCAACAGCGAGUGUGCCAGCCAUCUGGCCUGCAUCGGGCAGAAGUGCAAAGACCCCUGUCCAGGAGCUUGUGGGUCAAACGCAGAGUGCAGAGUGGUCAGCCACACGCCUACAUGUGUGUGUGCAGUUGGAUACACUGGAGACCCAUUCUCUCAGUGCUUUGUGCAGCCUGUGGUCGCGCCGCAGGAAAGACCGACGCCCUGCUCUCCGUCGCCAUGUGGUUCGAAUGCAGUGUGUAGGGAACAGAAUGGCGCCGGAUCUUGCACUUGUCUACCAGAGUAUGUGGGCAACCCGUACGAAGGCUGUCGGCCAGAGUGCGUGGUGAACACUGACUGUGCCCCCAACAAGGCAUGUAUCCGUAACAAGUGCCAAGACCCGUGCCCUGGCACAUGUGGCCCGAACGCAGACUGCCAGGUUGUCAAUCACCUGCCAUCGUGCACAUGCCGGCCAGGAUACACUGGAGACCCGUUCCGAUACUGCACGGUGCAGGCUAGCGAACCUGUGGUAGCUGAACCGGGAGAUCCAUGCAACCCAUCGCCAUGUGGUCCAAACAGCCAAUGCCGCCAAGUGAAUGGGCAGGCUGUGUGCUCGUGCCUACCGUCAUACAUUGGCAGUCCACCAGGAUGCAGACCGGAGUGUGUGGUUAGCUCUGAAUGCCCGCAGAAUCGAGCCUGUGUGAACCAGAAGUGUGUGGACCCUUGCCCUGGGCCGUGUGGCCUCAAUACUCGCUGCCAGGUGAUCAACCACAGCCCAAUAUGCAGCUGCAAACAAGGAUAUACCGGAGACCCCUUCGCCAGAUGCCAUCCAAUUCCACCUCCACCUCAGAGGCCGAGUGCCCCAGUGGUUGUGAAUCCUUGCAUCCCAUCGCCGUGUGGGCCAUAUUCUGAGUGUCGCGAUACAGGUGGCAGUCCUUCAUGCUCGUGCCUGGCAAACUACAUUGGCGCUCCACCAAACUGCCGGCCCGAGUGCUCCAUCAACUCGGAGUGCCCCAGCAACAGGGCUUGUAUCAGGGAGAAGUGUCGUGACCCAUGUCCAGGGUCGUGUGGCAUUGGCGCACAGUGCAGUGUGAUCAAUCACACCCCAGUUUGCACAUGCCCUGAGGGAUACACUGGAGACCCGUUUAGUAACUGCUUCCCGAAGCCACCAAAUCCAGAACCUGUGGAGUCAGACCCAUGCAAUCCAUCGCCUUGUGGGCCUAACGCCGAAUGCCGAGAUGGCAGUUGUACUUGCCUUCCGGAAUAUCAAGGAGACCCAUACACUGGUUGCCGGCCAGAGUGUGUGUUGAGUACUGACUGUGACAGGACGAAAGCUUGCAUCAGGAACAAGUGCGCUGACCCCUGCCCAGGGACUUGUGGACAGGAUGCUCGGUGCGAUGUAGUCAAUCACAUCCCCAUCUGUACCUGUCCGGAAGGCACCUCUGGAAACGCUUUCAUCCAGUGCCGACCAGUACCACCUCCUGCAGUUACACUACCAUGUCGGCCAUCUCCAUGUGGACCAAAUAGCCAAUGUCGGGAGAUUAAUGGCCAGGCAGUGUGCUCUUGUGUACCUGGAUACUUGGGAAGUCCUCCGGCGUGCAGACCAGAGUGCGUCGUGAGCUCCGAUUGCAGCCAGAACGAAGCAUGUAGUAACCAGAAAUGUAGGAAUCCCUGCCCAGGAACGUGUGGAAUUGGAGCGCGUUGUGAGGUGGUCAAUCACAACCCAAUUUGUAGCUGUCCACCUCGUUACACCGGCGAUCCGUUCUCCAGAUGUCUGCCCAUACCUGAGAACCCUGUGGUCAGCGAGCCAGUGAACCCUUGCCAGCCUUCACCAUGUGGUCCAAAUGCUCAGUGCAAGGUAGCUGGAGACAGCCCAUCAUGUUCAUGCCUGCCAGAAUUCAAGGGCUCGCCUCCAAACUGCCGGCCCGAGUGCAUCAGCAACAGCGAGUGUGCCAGCCAUCUGGCCUGCAUCGGGCAGAAGUGCAAAGACCCCUGUCCAGGAGCUUGUGGGUCAAACGCAGAGUGCAGAGUGGUCAGCCACACGCCUACAUGUGUGUGUGCAGUUGGAUACACUGGAGACCCAUUCUCUCAGUGCUUUGUGCAGCCUGUGGUCGCGCCGCAGGAAAGACCGACGCCCUGCUCUCCGUCGCCAUGUGGUUCGAAUGCAGUGUGUAGGGAACAGAAUGGCGCCGGAUCUUGCACUUGUCUAUCAGAGUAUGUGGGCAACCCGUACGAAGGCUGUCGGCCAGAGUGCGUGGUGAACACUGACUGUGCCCCCAACAAGGCAUGUAUCCGUAACAAGUGCCAAGACCCGUGCCCUGGCACAUGUGGCCCGAACGCAGACUGCCAGGUUGUCAAUCACCUGCCAUCGUGCACAUGCCGGCCAGGAUACACUGGAGACCCGUUCCGAUACUGCACGGUGCAGGCUAGCGAACCUGUGGUAGCUGAACCGGGAGAUCCAUGCAACCCAUCGCCAUGUGGUCCAAACAGCCAAUGCCGCCAAGUGAAUGGGCAGGCUGUGUGCUCGUGCCUACCGUCAUACAUUGGCAGUCCACCAGGAUGCAGACCGGAGUGUGUGGUUAGCUCUGAAUGCCCGCAGAAUCGAGCCUGUGUGAACCAGAAGUGUGUGGACCCUUGCCCUGGGCCGUGUGGCCUCAAUACUCGCUGCCAGGUGAUCAACCACAGCCCAAUAUGCAGCUGCAAACAAGGAUAUACCGGAGACCCCUUCGCCAGAUGCCAUCCAAUUCCACCUCCACCUCAGAGGCCGAGUGCCCCAGUGGUUGUGAAUCCUUGCAUCCCAUCGCCGUGUGGGCCAUAUUCUGAGUGUCGCGAUACAGGUGGCAGUCCUUCAUGCUCGUGCCUGGCAAACUACAUUGGCGCUCCACCAAACUGCCGGCCCGAGUGCUCCAUCAACUCGGAGUGCCCCAGCAACAGGGCUUGUAUCAGGGAGAAGUGUCGUGACCCAUGUCCAGGGUCGUGUGGCAUUGGCGCACAGUGCAGUGUGAUCAAUCACACCCCAGUUUGCACAUGCCCUGAGGGAUACACUGGAGACCCGUUUAGUAACUGCUUCCCGAAGCCACCAAAUCCAGAACCUGUGGAGUCAGACCCAUGCAAUCCAUCGCCUUGUGGGCCUAACGCCGAAUGCCGAGAUGGCAGUUGUACUUGCCUUCCGGAAUAUCAAGGAGACCCAUACACUGGUUGCCGGCCAGAGUGUGUGUUGAGUACUGACUGUGACAGGACGAAAGCUUGCAUCAGGAACAAGUGCGCUGACCCCUGCCCAGGGACUUGUGGACAGGAUGCUCGGUGCGAUGUAGUUAAUCACAUCCCCAUCUGUACCUGUCCGGAAGGCACCUCUGGAAACGCUUUCAUCCAGUGCCGACCAGUACCACCUCCUGCAGUUACACUACCAUGUCGGCCAUCUCCAUGUGGACCAAAUAGCCAAUGUCGGGAGAUUAAUGGCCAGGCAGUGUGCUCUUGUGUACCUGGAUACUUGGGAAGUCCUCCGGCGUGCAGACCAGAGUGCGUCGUGAGCUCCGAUUGCAGCCAGAACGAAGCAUGUAGUAACCAGAAAUGUAGGAAUCCCUGCCCAGGAACGUGUGGAAUUGGAGCGCGUUGUGAGGUGGUCAAUCACAACCCAAUUUGUAGCUGUCCACCUCGUUACACCGGCGAUCCGUUCUCCAGAUGUCUGCCCAUACCGGAGAACCCUGUGGUCAGCGAGCCAGUGAACCCUUGCCAGCCUUCACCAUGUGGUCCAAAUGCUCAGUGCAAGGUAGCUGGAGACAGCCCAUCAUGUUCAUGCCUGCCAGAAUUCAAGGGCUCGCCUCCAAACUGCCGGCCCGAGUGCAUCAGCAACAGCGAGUGUGCCAGCCAUCUGGCCUGUAUCGGGCAGAAGUGCAAAGACCCCUGUCCAGGAGCUUGUGGGUCAAACGCAGAGUGCAGAGUGGUCAGCCACACGCCUACAUGUGUGUGUGCAGUUGGAUUCACUGGGGACCCAUUCUCUAAGUGUCUUGUUUCUUCACAGCCACCGGUGCAAGAGAGACCGACGCCAUGCCUGCCUUCGCCCUGCGGCUCAAAUGCUGAAUGCAGAGAACAGAACGGCGCCGGGUCUUGCACUUGUCUGCCAGAGUACGUGGGCAACCCGUAUGAAGGAUGCCGACCAGAAUGUGUGCUCAACACGGACUGCGCUCCUAACAAGGCGUGCGUCCGUAACAAGUGCCAGGACCCCUGUCCCGGUACUUGCGGGCAGAACGCCGAGUGUCAGGUCGUCAACCACCUGCCGACUUGCACGUGUAUCCACGGAUUUACUGGAGACCCCUUCAGAUAUUGCAACGUAAUGCAUACACCACUGACACCAGAAAUCGGCAACCCAUGUCAGCCAUCACCGUGCGGACCAAACAGCGUGUGCCGUGUGGUAAAUGGACAGGCAGUUUGCUCAUGUCAGUCCGGCUACAUGGGAACACCACCGGGCUGCAGGCCCGAGUGCGUCGUCAGUGCUGAAUGCCCACGUGAUAAGGCCUGUGUCAGCAACAAGUGCAUUGACCCAUGUCCUGGUACCUGUGGUCUCAACGCACGCUGUGAAGUCAUCAACCACAGCCCCAUUUGCAGCUGCCAGGUUGGACACACUGGAGACCCCUUUGCAAGAUGCUACCCAAUACCACCAUCUCAGCCUCCAACUACCAAACCUACCUACACAAAUCCCUGUGUUCCAUCUCCUUGUGGCCCCAAUUCAGAAUGCAGAGACAUUGGAGGAACACCUUCAUGCUCAUGCCUGGCUAAUUACAUUGGCUCUCCUCCAAACUGCCGACCUGAAUGUGUCAUCAGCUCAGAAUGCUCCAGCAACAAAGCCUGCAUCCGGGAGAAGUGCCGUGACCCAUGUCCAGGAUCAUGUGGUGCUGGUGCACAGUGCAGUGUAAUCAACCACACACCAGUAUGCACAUGUCCUGAGGGUUACACAGGUGACCCAUUCACCAGCUGUUACCCAAAGUCACAAGAACCAGAACCAGAAAAGAGUGAUCCCUGCUAUCCAUCUCCCUGCGGGCCAAACACACAAUGUAAUGAUGGAGUGUGUACUUGCUUGCCAGAAUAUCAGGGUGAUCCUUAUGCAGGCUGUCGGCCAGAGUGUGUUCUAAGCUCUGACUGUGACAGGUCAAAGGCUUGCAUCAGAAAUAAGUGCACUGAUCCAUGUCCAGGAACAUGUGGACAGGAUGCCCGCUGUGAUGUUGUCAAUCACAUCCCAAUAUGCAGUUGUCCUGAAGGAAUGUCUGGCAAUGCAUUUAUCCAGUGCAGGCCUAUUCCUCCUCCUGUGGUGACGCAGCCAUGCAACCCAUCUCCGUGUGGACCAAACAGCCAGUGUCGGGAGAUUAAUGGCCAAGCAGUGUGUUCUUGUGUGCCAGGAUACCUUGGAAGUCCUCCAUCAUGCAGGCCAGAGUGUGUUGUGAGCUCAGAUUGCAGUCAGAAUGAAGCAUGCAACAAUCAGAAGUGCAGAAAUCCAUGCCCAGGCACAUGUGGUGUUUCAGCUCGCUGUGAAGUAGUUAACCACAAUCCAAUUUGCAGUUGUCCUACACGAUAUACUGGUGAUCCAUUCGUCAGAUGCCAGCCAAUCUCCGAUACUCCUCCAGCACAAUUAAAUCCAUGUGCUCCAUCGCCUUGUGGUCCAAACGCACAAUGUCAGGUUAUUGGAGACACUCCAUCAUGCACAUGCCUUCCAGAAUACAUGGGAUCACCACCCAAUUGUAGACCUGAGUGUGUGAGUAAUAGUGAAUGUGCCAGUCACCUUGCGUGCAUAAGACAGAAAUGUAAAGAUCCUUGUCCUGGAUCAUGUGGGGCUAAUGCUGAAUGCCGCGUUAUUAGUCACACUCCUAACUGUUUCUGUCUCUCAGGAUAUACUGGAGAUCCAUUUGUUAUCUGUUCACCUCAACCAGCUAUUCCUGAAGAAAGACCAACUCCUUGCUCACCUUCCCCAUGUGGGUCAAAUGCUGUGUGCAGAGAACAAAAUGGUGCUGGUUCUUGCACAUGUUUACCGGAAUACAUUGGCAAUCCAUAUGAGGGCUGUCGCCCAGAAUGUACCUUAAACACUGACUGCACACCAGAUAGGGCAUGUAUCCGAAACAAAUGCCAGGAUCCCUGCCCUGGGACAUGUGGACAAAAUGCAGACUGUACCGUAGUCAAUCAUUUACCAUCAUGCACAUGUAUAUCAGGAUACACUGGUGACCCAUUUAGAUUCUGCAAUAUAGUACGAGAAACACCAGAGGAACCUAAAACUCCUUGUUCACCUUCACCAUGUGGGCCAAACAGUGCAUGUCGUGAAGUUAAUGAGCAAGCAGUGUGUUCUUGUCUGCCCAACUAUAUUGGCACACCACCUGGUUGUCGUCCAGAAUGUGUGGUAAGCUCAGAGUGUCCACAGAACAGAGCUUGCACCAAUCAGAAAUGCGCUGACCCUUGUAUUGGCACAUGUGGUUUGAACUCAAUUUGUGAGGUAAUAAACCACAGCCCAAUCUGCAGCUGCAGACCAGGUUACACAGGAGAUCCUUUUGCACAAUGUUAUUUGAACCCAGUUGUAAUUCCUUCAGAAAAACCAGUAUAUCAUGACCCAUGUGUUCCAUCACCUUGUGGUCCGAAUGCACAGUGUAUCAACUCAGGAGGAGUUCCUUCAUGUGCAUGCAGUGCUGGUUACUUUGGUGCUCCACCAAACUGUAGACCAGAAUGUUCUGUUAAUUCAGAAUGUCCUAGCAAUAAGGCUUGUAUUAGGGAAAAAUGUCGUGACCCUUGUCCAGGCUCAUGUGGUGCUAGUGCACAAUGCAGUGUGAUCAACCACACACCAGUAUGCACCUGUCCUGAGGGAUACACUGGAGAUCCUUUCACCAACUGCUUCCCCAAACCACCAGACCAAGAAGCUGAGAAGGCUGACCUAUGUCAUCCAUCUCCAUGUGGCUCCAAUACACAGUGUGAUGAUGGAGUGUGUACUUGCUUGCCAGAAUACCAGGGUGAUCCAUAUGCUGGCUGUCGACCUGAGUGUGUCCUGAGCACAGAUUGUGAGAGGACAAAGGCUUGCAUAAGAAACAAGUGUGCAGAUCCUUGUCCAGGGACUUGUGGGCAGGAUGCACGCUGUGAUGUUGUCAAUCAUAUUCCAAUCUGCAGUUGUCCAGAGGGCAUGUCUGGCAAUGCAUUUAUUCAAUGCAGACCUAUUCCACCUCCGCCAAAGACACAGCCAUGCAGCCCAUCUCCUUGUGGCCCUAACAGCCAAUGUCGAGAGAUUAAUGGCCAGGCAGUGUGUUCAUGUGUGCCAGGCUUCUUAGGAAGUCCACCAGCAUGUAGACCAGAAUGCAUUGUGAGCUCAGAUUGUGCACAAAAUGAAGCCUGUAACAACCAGAAAUGUCGGAACCCUUGCCCAGGAACAUGUGGUAUUGGAGCUCGUUGCGAGGUUGUUAACCACAAUCCUAUAUGCAGUUGUCCCUCACACUAUACAGGCGAUCCAUUUGCAAGAUGCUAUCCAGUCCCUGAAACUCCAUUACGGGAACCAACAAACCCUUGCCAGCCGUCUCCCUGUGGACCAAAUGCAGUUUGCCAAGUUUCUGGUGACAGUCCAUCUUGUUCAUGUUUGCCCGAUUUUAAAGGAUCACCUCCUAAUUGCCGACCAGAGUGUAUUAGCAACACAGAGUGUGCAAGCCACCUUGCAUGUAUUGGGCAACACUGUAAAGAUCCUUGUCCAGGUUCAUGUGGAUCUAAUGCAGAAUGCAGAGUUAUUAGCCACACACCUAACUGUGCAUGUCUUCCAGGAUUUUCUGGAGAUCCAUUCAUCCAGUGUUUAUUACAGGAACCACCUGUGCCAGAAGAAAGACCAACACCAUGUAUACCAUCACCAUGUGGCUCAAAUGCAGUUUGUAAAGAGCAGAAUGGAGCUGGCUCUUGUACAUGUCUCCCAGAUUAUGUUGGUAAUCCUUAUGAGGUCUGCCGACCAGAAUGUAUUUUGAAUACUGACUGUCCAUCCAAUAGAGCAUGCAUACGUAACAAAUGUCAGGAUCCAUGCCCAGGAACUUGUGGCCUAAAUGCUGAUUGCCAAGUGGUCAAUCACCUGCCUUCAUGCACUUGCAUUCAAGGGUACUCUGGAGAUCCAUUCAAGUACUGCAGUCCUAUAAUAGAACAUGUUCCAGUUGAAAUUGGUAACCCUUGUGUGCCAUCUCCUUGUGGGCCUAACAGUGCAUGUCGUGAGGUAAAUGGUCAAGCAGUAUGUUCUUGUCUUCCGGAUUACAUGGGCACACCUCCUAAUUGCAGACCUGAGUGCACAGUGAGUGCAGAAUGUCAGCAAAAUAGGGCUUGCAUUAGACAGAAAUGUGCUGACCCAUGCCCUGGUACCUGUGGUCUCAACACUCGCUGUGAAGUCAUUAAUCAUAGUCCAAUUUGCAGCUGCCAAGCUGGGUACACUGGUGAUCCCUUCACACGCUGUUUUGCUGUGCCAGCUCCUCCUCCAGCAGAUGUGCUUCGACCAGUUAACCCAUGCUCUCCAUCACCCUGUGGUCCCAAUGCUCAGUGCAUAAAUGCAGGUGGUACAGCUUCAUGUGCCUGUCUAGCAAACUUCAUUGGAAUGCCACCAAACUGCAGACCUGAGUGUAGUAUAAAUGCUGAAUGUCCCAGCAAUAUGGCGUGCAUCAGGGAGAAAUGUAUGGAUCCAUGCCCAGGAUCAUGUGGUGCUAGUGCUUUGUGCACUGUUGUUAAUCACACCCCUGUUUGUACCUGCCCAGAAGGUUACACAGGAGAUCCAUUUACUAGAUGCUAUCCCAAGCCACCUCCAAGUCCUGAACCGAUUCCAAAGGAGCCCUGCUCCCCAUCACCUUGUGGACCAAAUUCUGUAUGUACAGAUGGUACAUGUACUUGUCUACCAGAUUAUCAAGGUGAUCCAUACCUGGGCUGCCACCCAGAAUGCAUUCUUAAUGCAGACUGUGAUAGAACAAAGGCCUGCAUCAGGAACAAAUGUAAUGAUCCCUGCCCAGGAACAUGUGGACAGGGUGCUCGGUGUGAUGUCGUUAACCACAUACCAAUAUGCAGUUGUCCAGAUGGAAUGUCUGGUAAUGCAUUUAUCCAAUGCAGGCCUAUUCCACCACCACCAGUAAUGCAGCCCUGCAACCCAUCUCCAUGUGGUCCCAAUAGCCAGUGCCGAGAGAUCAAUGGUCAGGCAGUAUGCUCUUGUGUACCAGGAUACAUUGGAAGUCCUCCUGCUUGUAGGCCUGAGUGUAUUGUGAGCUCCGAGUGUGCUCAGAAUGAAGCAUGCAGUAAUCAAAAGUGCAGGAAUCCAUGCCCCGGUACUUGUGGCAUUGGAGCUCGCUGUGAAGUAGUUAAUCACAAUCCAAUUUGCAGCUGCCCAUUAGAGCACACUGGUGAUCCAUUUGUCAGAUGUCUGCCAAUAAUAUCUCAAGCCCCUCCAGAACCACUAAAUCCAUGUGUUCCAUCACCAUGUGGACAGAAUGCUGUGUGUCAAGUGGUUGGUGAGAGUCCUUCAUGCUCUUGCUUGCCAGAGUUCAAAGGAUCCCCUCCAAACUGUAGACCGGAAUGUGUUAGUAACAGUGAAUGUGCCAGUCAUUUGGCAUGUAUUGGUCAGAAAUGUAGAGACCCGUGUCCAGGAUCGUGUGGAGCCAAUGCUGAAUGUCAUGUUGUCAGUCACACACCAAACUGUGUGUGUUUGUCAGGAUUUUCAGGUGACCCAUUCACACAGUGUUUCAAACAGGAGGUAAUACAGGCAGAGAGGGUAACACCCUGUGUUCCUUCUCCAUGUGGCUCAAAUGCCGUCUGCCGAGAACAAAACAGUGCAGGUUCAUGCACGUGUCUUCCAGACUAUGUUGGCAACCCAUAUGAAGGAUGCCGACCAGAAUGUGUGCUUAAUACUGACUGUUCUCCUGACAGGGCAUGCAUACGAAAUAAAUGCCAGGAUCCUUGUCCUGGCACAUGUGGUACCAAUGCCUACUGUCAAACAGUAAACCACCUUCCCUCAUGUACUUGUGUUGAGCAGUAUACGGGUGACCCAUUCAGACACUGUACUGUCAUAGUAGGUGUGGAAACUCCGCCAAGGGACCCUUGUCAACCAUCACCCUGUGGUCCAAACAGUGUGUGCCGCAUAGCAAACCAGCAGGCUGUGUGCUCUUGUCAAGCAGGCUAUAUGGGUGUACCACCAGGUUGUAGGCCUGAGUGUGUUGUAAGUGCUGAGUGCCCACGUGAUAAAGCCUGUGUCAACAACAAAUGUGUCAAUCCUUGCCCUGGAACAUGUGGCCUCAGUGCACGAUGUGAGGUCAUCAAUCACAGCCCUAUCUGUAGUUGCCAGGCUGGGCACACUGGAGACCCCUUCACCAGAUGCUAUGCUCUCCCUCCUAUUUCAGAACCACCAUCAAGGCCAGUGAACCCUUGUCUUCCAUCACCAUGUGGGCCACACUCAGUGUGCCAAGCUGUGGGUGAUUCACCAUCAUGUUCAUGCAUUAUUGGUUACAUGGGAGUGCCACCAGGUUGUCGUCCGGAGUGUGCUAUCAAUGCAGAUUGCACAAGUAGUCUUGCAUGUUUGCGCGAAAAGUGUCGCGAUCCCUGCCCUGGUUCCUGUGGUGCAGGAGCUCUCUGCUCUGUUGUCAACCACACACCAGUGUGUACAUGCCCUGAAGGUUUCACAGGUGAUCCAUUUACCAGCUGUAAUCCUGCUCCAGUUUCAGAACCAGGACCUAAGCCUGUUGAUCCAUGCCACCCCUCUCCCUGUGGACCAAAUGCUGUAUGCAAUGAUGGUAAAUGCAAUUGUCUGCCAGAGUACCAAGGAGAUCCUUAUGUAGGUUGUCGCCCAGAAUGCAUCUUCAGUGAUGACUGUGAUAGGACGAAGGCUUGUAUAAGGAAUAAAUGUGUAGAUCCAUGUCCAGGAACUUGUGGUCAAGAUGCCCAAUGUGAUGUUGUUAAUCACAUUCCAAUAUGCAGUUGCCCAGAGGGCACAUCUGGCAAUGCUUUUAUUCAGUGUAGACCUAUUCCACAGCCACCGGUGACACAACCGUGCAACCCAUCUCCAUGCGGACCUAACAGCCGUUGUCAAGAGAUCAAUGGUCAGGCUGUGUGCUCAUGUGUACCUGGAUACUUGGGAAGCCCUCCAGCAUGCAGACCUGAGUGCAUACUUAGCUCUGACUGUGGCCAGAGCGAAGCAUGCAGUAAUCAAAAAUGCAGGAAUCCCUGCCCAGGUACAUGUGGGAUAGGAGCACGCUGUGAAGUAGUGAAUCAUAAUCCAAUAUGUAGCUGCCCACCUCGCUACACUGGUGAUCCAUUUGUCAGAUGUCAGCCAAAAGCAGAGAUAAAACCACCAAUAUCAAAUGAUCCCUGUCAGCCAUCACCAUGUGGACCAUAUUCUCAGUGUCAAGUUGUUGGAGAAAGCCCAACAUGCAGUUGUCUACCUGAAUACAAAGGAACUCCUCCAAACUGUAGACCUGAAUGUGUUAGUAAUGGUGAAUGUGCAAGUAAUUUAGCGUGUAUAGGUCAGAAAUGCAAAGAUCCGUGCCCAGGAUCUUGUGGAACAAACGCUGAAUGCCGAGUUGUCAGUCACACACCAAACUGUGCUUGUCUUCCAGGAUAUUCGGGAGAUCCUUUCCAACACUGUGUUAUUCCUGAGGUUUCAGUUCCUAGACCAGCUGACAUGACAAGCCCUUGCAUACCAUCGCCAUGUGGUGCAAAUGCUAUAUGCAGGGAACAGAAUGGUGCUGGUUCCUGUUCUUGUCUGCCAGACUAUGUUGGCAACCCAUACGAAGGCUGCCGGCCGGAAUGUAUACUGAACACUGAUUGUACUGCAACAAAGGCUUGCAUCAGAAAUAAGUGCCAAGAUCCAUGUCCUGGAACAUGUGGCCAAAAUGCUCAGUGCCAAGUUAUUAAUCACAUACCAUCUUGUUAUUGCUUGCCAAAGUUUACUGGAGAUCCAUUUAGAUACUGCAGCAUGUCUCAAGAACCAACAGUAACUGAGCAUGUAGACCCAUGUUCUCCGAGUCCGUGUGGUCCUUAUAGCACAUGUCACAUUGCUAAUGAGCAGGCAGUAUGCUCAUGUCAACCUGGCUUCAUUGGAUCACCACCUGGAUGUCGCCCAGAGUGUACUGUGAGUGCAGAGUGUGCACAGAACAGAGCAUGUAACAAUCUCAAGUGUACUGAUCCUUGUCCAGGAACUUGUGGGCUCAACUCUCGGUGUGAAGUUAUUAACCACAGCCCAAUAUGUUCAUGCAAUGUUGGUUAUACUGGCGAUCCAUUCACGAGAUGCUAUGCAAUACCAACUCUGCCAUCUGAACCCACUUCCCCUCCUUUGCACAUUGAUCCAUGUCUCCCAUCACCUUGUGGCCCAUAUUCACAAUGUCGGGACAUUGGAGGAGUCCCAUCUUGCUCCUGCAUCAGAGAUUACUUUGGUACACCACCGAAUUGUCGACCAGAAUGCUCUGUCAACACAGACUGUCCACAUAAUCGUGCCUGUCUACGAGAGAAAUGCCGAGAUCCUUGUCCAGGUUCUUGUGGUGUCAGUGCUGAUUGUGCUGUUAUCAAUCACACACCUGUCUGCAGUUGUUUGCCAGGCUACACAGGGGAUCCAUUCUUUCAGUGCUACCCAAAACCAACAGCAGUACCUGCACCCGUACCAUCAGAUGCUUGUAAACCUUCGCCAUGUGGCUCCAAUGCUCAGUGCCAUGAAGGUGUUUGUACUUGCCUGCCUGAAUACCAAGGUGACCCAUAUGCAGGGUGUCGUCCAGAGUGUGUCCUCAGCACUGACUGUGAAAGGAAACAGGCUUGCAUUAGGAAUAAGUGUACUGACCCUUGCCCAGGAACCUGUGGACAAAAUGCUCAAUGUGAAGUCAUAAAUCAUGUGCCAACAUGCAGUUGCCCUGAGGGGCUCUCAGGCAAUCCAUUUGUUUACUGCCGCCAAGUAGAAGCUCCUAUAGAAAGGCAACCAUGCAGUCCAUCACCUUGUGGUCCUAAUGCAGUCUGCCGGGAAAUCAAUGGACAGGCUGUCUGUUCAUGUGUGCUCGGUUUUCUGGGUGUACCACCAUCAUGUCAUCCAGAGUGCACUGUCAGCUCAGACUGUGCAUUAACAAAGGCUUGCCUCAAUCAACACUGUAUAGAUCCUUGUCCUGGUACAUGUGGUAUCAAUGCCCAUUGCCAUGUUGUCAACCACAAUCCAAUCUGCUCUUGCCCUGCAGGCUAUUCUGGAGAUCCCUUCACCAGGUGCUCCUCAAUAAUUAUUUCAACACCACCACAGCCAAAACCAAUUACACCAUGUCAGCCAUCACCAUGUGGGCCUAAUUCAGUCUGCCAGGUAUCAGUCGAUGGUUUAAGUCCAUUGUGUUCUUGUUUGGAUGGUUAUAUUGGCACCCCACCACUGUGUCGUCCCGAAUGUUUAUCCAACGGCGACUGCAGUCCACAGCAAGCUUGUAUUGGUCAACGAUGUAGGGAUCCUUGCCCUGGAUCAUGUGGAGUUAGUGCUGAAUGCCAUGUUAUCCUUCAUGUUCCAAGCUGCUCAUGUCCACCACCACUCACAGGCGAUCCUUUUACAUUUUGUACCAGCCCACCAGAGAUACGUCCAACACAAGGAACUCCAACUGACCCCUGUAACCCUUCACCUUGCGGGCCAAAUGCUAACUGCCGUGUUGAAUCAAAUGGUUUCUCAUCCUGUGAAUGCUUGCCAGACUUCUAUGGUAACCCAUAUGAUGGGUGCCGACCUGAGUGUCUAGUCAGUUCGGACUGCUCUAUGGAUCGUGCUUGUAUACAGAACCACUGUCAGGAUCCUUGUCCUGGAACUUGUGGUGUAGGUGCCAUCUGCUCUGUUACAAAUCACAUUCCUAUUUGCUCUUGUCCUGAGGGAACAACAGGAGAUGCCUUCCAUCUUUGUCAGCCUGUAAUACUGCCGGUGCCAGGUUCAAGUAACCCAUGUGUACCUUCACCCUGUGGACCAAAUGCACUUUGCCGAGCAGGUGAUUCUGGUGCUGCCUUGUGUGAAUGCUUACCAGGUUAUCAGGGUAUACCAGAUGGAAGUGGAUGCAGGCCUGAGUGUGUCCUCAGUGCUGACUGUCCACGUGACAAGGCGUGUGUGAGUGGCAAGUGCCGGGACCCAUGUCCAGGUGCCUGUGGUUAUGGUGCCAACUGCAAUGUUAUAAACCACAGCCCCAUUUGUUCUUGCCCAUCUGGUACAAGAGGAAAUCCGUUUGUACAAUGUACAGAGCAACCACCUGUUCCAAGCGAUCCCUGUGAGUCCUCACCAUGUGGACCAAAUGGACAGUGUCGUAUUGUGAAAGGUGCUGCUGUUUGCACAUAUCCAGAAUGUGUAAUCAAUCAAGACUGUGUUCGUGACAAGGCUUGUUUUGCUCAACGUUGUCGAGAUCCUUGCAGUGAGGGAACUGUCUGUGGUCUCAACGCACUAUGUCAAACUGUCAGUCAUGUCCCUGUGUGUUCCUGUCCAGCAGGUUACACAGGAGAACCUAGGCUGGAGUGCCACCCAGUGCCUGUAACUCCUCCAGCUCCACGCCCUGAAUGUACUCAAAACAAUGACUGUACAAAUGACAAGGCCUGUAUAAAUGAUUUUUGCCGUGAUCCUUGUCUGGAGAAUACAGGAAUUUGUGGACCUAAUGCACAAUGUCAUGUUCAGUUGCAUAGGCCAAUAUGCACCUGUAAGGACGGAUUUACUGGAAAUGCCAAUGGCCAUUGUUAUCAGAUUGGUUGUCGCUCAGAUGGAGAAUGCCCACCCACAGAGGCAUGUGUGAACGGCAACUGUGUGUCUCCAUGUUCCUACACACAUUGUGGUAUCGAUGCUCUUUGUGAGACUGAUGGCUGGCAUCAUGCACGUUGCCGCUGUCCUGAAAGUUGGACUGGAGAUCCACACACACUGUGCAGAAAGCCAGAAUGUUCAUCUGAUGCUGACUGUCCAUACAACCUAGCGUGCCUUGGCAAUCGAUGUGAAAAUCCUUGUCCUGGUGCAUGUGGUCAGAAUGCUAUCUGCACUGUUACUAACCAUUUGGCAACAUGUCACUGCCCACCAGGCUACACUGGAAAUCCUGGGUCACAAUGCACUCUUGAAAUUAUGGAGCCAAAACAGUGUCGAGCUGAUGCUGACUGUGCAAGCAAAUUAGCUUGCUUUAGUGGAAACUGUCGAAACCCAUGUGUUGAAACAAAACCAUGUGGUCCAAAUGCUGAAUGCACGGUUGUAGACACUCUUCCUCUCAGGACUAUGGCCUGCCGCUGUCCACAGGGGUAUGUAGGGGAUGCAGACAUCGAAUGCAAGCCAGCUCCUGAUGAAAAGGAAGGUUGUCAGUCUGAUGCAGACUGUACAUUAUCCGAGAUUUGUGUGAACAGACGUUGUUCCGAUGCAUGUACAUUGAAUCCAAGUUUGUGUGCACCAAAUGCACUGUGCCAAGCAACAAACCAUCAAGCGACAUGUGUCUGCCCUGGUACCCUAGUCGGUGACCCAUAUAGCAACUGCUAUUCAGCACACCUCAAUGAAUCAGAAUGCAGAACAGAUAUGGAUUGUUCAGACAGACAUUCUUGUAUUUCUGCACACUGUCUUGACCCCUGCACUGUCAGUUCUCGAUGUGGUGUGGGAGCUUUGUGUCAUUCAAGUUACCAUCGUGCUAUCUGCAGUUGUCCAGAUGGCUGGGCUGGAAAUCCAGAAAGAUUUUGCUACAGACCUGAAUGCACAAAUGAUGCAGAUUGCCCAUACAACAAGGCAUGUGAUUCAGGAAGUUGUUUGGAUCCUUGCGAACAUGCUGGUUGUGGACGCGGAGCUGAAUGUAUCACAGAGGCACACAGACCUCAUUGUCAGUGUCCUCCUGGUUCCCAGGGAGAUCCAUAUCGCACUUGUGUCACUGGCGUAUGUCAGUACAAUGAAGAUUGUGCUGGACAUGAAGCCUGCGAUCGACUGAAUCGUAUUUGUCGCCCUGUCUGUGAAGAAGACACUUGUGCAUCUGGUGCUGUGUGUAUUGGGAAAGAUCAUCAGCCUACGUGUGCUUGUCCUCAUGGCACAAAUGGAAAUCCAUAUGUUGAAUGUAGUUCUGCAAGAGUACCAACUGUUCCAGCUGAAUGUGAGGCUGAUCAUAACUGUCCAUCACAGCAAGCAUGUCUAAAUGCUGUAUGUCAAGAUCCAUGUGUGGCUGUAUCAUCAGUGUGUCCAGCUAAUCAACAAUGUCAUGUUCUUGAUACAUUACCUCUGCGAACAGUGACAUGUCACUGUCCUCACGAUGCAGUUGCUGAUGCUUCAGGGUAUUGUAUACCUGUUGUUCCAGGAGAACCACAAUGUGUGACAGAUUCAGAAUGUGGUAAUACUGAAAAGUGUGUACGGGGUACAUGUGUGGAAGCUUGCCGCACUGACUUCUGUGGCAUAAAUGCUAUCUGUCAGUCUGAUGACCAUAGAGCUGUUUGUCGUUGUCCUCCUGGAUACACAGGAAAUCCACGAGUUGAUUGUGUCAUUCUUCCAACACCACCACCGCCACCUCCAGAGUGCAUAAUGGAUGAAGACUGUUCAGCAGAUCAUGCUUGUCAGUUGGGUAGGUGUGUUAACCCAUGUUCUGCAACAAGUCCAACACCAUGUGCAGCUACAGCUUUUUGUCAUGUGGAAGACCAUAUACCUGUGUGUCGCUGCGCUAGUGGAUAUGAAGGAAACCCUCACCAAGAGUGUCAUCCAGUAUCUGGACCACCUCUUGGAUGCACAGCAAAUUCUGAUUGUUCACAACAAGAAUCAUGUGUUAAUCAACUGUGUGUGAGUCCAUGCCAUUGUGGACCUAAUUCUGAGUGCCGAGUCAGCAAUCAUUUCCCCACUUGCUACUGUAAACCUGGAUUUUCUGGAAAUCCUCUAAUUGGUUGCAUUAAAGUUCAGUGCCAAUCAGAUGAUGACUGUUCCACUGACACACAAUGUUACAAUGGUGAAUGUGUGAACCCAUGCAUACUGGGAGCAGUAUGUGCUGUCAAUGCCGAGUGCUAUGGAACAGAUCACCGUGCAGCAUGCCGCUGUCCUGUGGGAUAUGUUGGUGACCCGUUGUUGCACUGUGAAAGAGCUGAAUGUCGUGUUGAUGGUGACUGUCCUUCUACUAGAGCUUGUGUGCAACGCCACUGUGUUGAUCCUUGUGCUGUGGCCUCAUUAUGUGCAUCAAAUGCAAUAUGUGUGGUGCGUAACCAUGCAGCUGCAUGUCGCUGCCCAGAAGAUGUACCACUUGGUGAUCCAACGUCAUUCUGUGAGAAAAGGCCACAUGCUAAAGAACAAGAACCUGAAUGCAAGCUAGAUGUUGACUGCCCUAGCAGACAAGCUUGUUUAAAAUCACAUUGUGUCGACCCAUGUACUGAACUGAAACCAUGUGCAACAACAGCAAGAUGCUCAGUUCUCAACACGGUACCUGUAAGAACUAUGGUGUGCACUUGUCCUGAAGGCUGGGUUCCUGGCAGCGAUGGGGAAUGUCGGCCUGUUGUGGUUCCUGUACCUCCUGGAUGCACAUCUGAUGAGAAUUGUGCAACAAAUGAAACAUGUAUUAAUCGAAUAUGCAGAAAUCCUUGUGACUGUGGUACAAAUGCCAACUGUUUUGUCCAAAACCAUCGUCCAAUUUGCUCAUGCCGAGAUGGAUAUGAUGGGAAUCCAAACAUUGGUUGUUAUGCUGUGGGAUGCCGCACAAACUCUGAAUGUGAUUCCGGCAAAGCUUGUGUGAACAGUGUGUGUGUAGAUCCAUGUACAGUAUCCAACCCAUGUGGACAACACGCAGAGUGCUACACAUUUUCUAACCGUGCUGAGUGUCGUUGCAUCAGUGGUUUUAUGGGAGACCCUCAUGAGGGCUGCCAUGCCAUUGGCUGCCGUGUGGACUCUGAUUGUCCUUACGACCGUGCCUGCCUAUCAGGUCGUUGUGCAGAUCCAUGUGCACAUGGCUACCCAGCACCUUGUGGACAAGGUGCACUCUGCAAGCCAACUCUUCACCGUGCUGUUUGCCGUUGUCCACCAGCAUUACCUGCUGGCAAUCCAUAUAUUGCUUGUCGACCCAAGAUUCGUGCUGAAUGCAAUGGUGAUCCAGACUGCCCACCAAGACUUGCAUGCCUUGAUGGCCACUGCCGUAACCCUUGUUUUGAACUGCAGCCAUGUUCCAAGCCUGCAUCCUGCCAAGUAUUUAGCUCUGUGCCAGUAAGAACAAUGUUCUGCACUUGCCCUCCUGGUUACGUGAGUUCAGGCAGUGGUGUGUGUCGUCCGACUCCCUCUGUCGUAGCUAUUGGUGGAUGUUCAUUUGACAGAGACUGCCCUGAUGACAAGACAUGUAUACAAGGAAUUUGCAAAAAUCCCUGCACAUGUGGUGCUAAUUCCGAUUGUCAUGUGAAAGAUCACAGGCCUACAUGCACUUGUAAAGCAGGAUUUGACGGCAAUGCAGAUGUAGAAUGUGUAAGAGUGAGCUGCCGUACUGAUGGUGACUGUUCACCUCAGCACCAAUGUGUGCAACGGAUAUGUGUACCAGCUUGUGCAUCUGAUGGAAGUUCAUGUGGUAAAGACGCAUUAUGUUAUGGUGCUCAACACCGUGCUAUUUGCGAGUGCCCUCCUGGGCUGCUGGGAAAUCCACAAAAGGCUUGUGUAGCAGUGGGAUGUCGAGCAAAUUCUGACUGCCCAGCAGAGCACAGCUGUAUCUCUGGAACUUGUGCUAAUCCUUGCAGCUCCUCACCAUGUGCACAACCAGCUGAAUGUAAAGUUUACAAACAUGAAGCACAGUGUAUCUGUCCACCAGGCUACAUAGGAGAUGGAUAUAUUACAGGAACAUUGUGCACAAAACAAAAUGUCACAUGCCAAGCUGACAGUGAUUGUUCAUCAAAGAUGGCAUGCAUUAAUGACAGCUGUGUUAACCCAUGUUCAGUUACUCAGCCAUGUGGUGAUAAUGCAAACUGUCAAGUGCUUGAUACAGUGCCUGUACGUACAAUGAUAUGUGAAUGUCCUCCUGGUUAUCAGGGCAAUGCUGCUGAGAAAUGCGAAAAAGCUCGAACGUGUCCAGUUGGGAAGGGUCAAGUUCUGGAUGAAAAGGGCAACUGUGUUUGUCCACCUGGUUAUGGCUUAGAUGACAGUGACACAUGUAUUCGUUGUGUUGCACAACAAGGAUUCAAAAUUGAUGAAAAGGGUCAAUGUGUUUGUGCACUGGAGAAAGGUAUGAUCAUAGAUGAACGUGGUCGUUGUGUCUGUCCAGUCCAAGUGGGUUAUCAUUUGGAUGAGAAGGGAUAUUGUGUAAAAGACAAAUCUCCAGAAUGUAAUGAUGAUGAUGAUUGUGCCGAUGAGAUGUACUGUAAUCAGGAAACCAAGACUUGUGAGAAUCCAUGUCUAACUAAACAGUGUGGAGUGGAUGCAUACUGCAGUGCAAGUAACCACCAGGCAGUAUGUGUGUGCCAUCCUGGAUGGUCUGGAAACCCUGAAAUUGCUUGCAAUGAUUCACGUGUACCAAGAACAGAAUUCCCCAAGCCUGAGAUCACUGUGAACUGCAAGUCAGACGGGGUUGAAGUUGAAUUUAGCUUGCCUGACCAGACAUUUAAUGGUAUUCUCUAUGUGAAAGGCCAUAGCAAAGAUGAUCGUUGCAGCAGAUUGAUUACCCCAUCUUCUGGUUCUGCACCUCAAUCAUUACUUUUUAAAGUAAACUUUGGCACAUGUGGUCUUAUUCAUUUCAAUAGAGAAGCAAGUUUCCUCCUUGUGCUACAGAAACACCCUAAACUUGUAACGUCUACAGCACAAGCAUAUCAUAUUGUUUGCAAGUAUCAAACUGGUGAGCAGAAUGUAACAGUAGGAUUUAAUGUAUCAAUGCUCACAACAGCUGGCACUAUAGCAAACACAGGGCCACCACCUGUGUGUACAAUGAAGAUAAUUACCAAUGCUGGACAAGAAAUUAGAUCAGCUGAAAUAGGUGAAAACUUGCAGCUUCACGUGGAGGUGACACCAUCCAAUAUAUAUGGUGGUUUUGCACGAAGCUGUAUCGCAAAAACUGUUGAAAACAAUGUAGAAAAUGAAUAUAUGGUUACUGAUGAAAAUGGCUGUGCCACAGAUCCAACGAUAUUUGGAGAAUGGAAAUACAAUGCUGAAACAAAGUCUCUAGUGGCUAGUUUCAAUGCAUUCAAAUUUCCUAGCAGUGACAACAUCAAAUUUCAGUGCAACAUCAGAGUUUGCUUUGGAAAAUGUCAGCCGGUAAAUUGUAGAGACACUAAUGCAUUUGGCCGACGGAAACGAGAAAUUGAAGCACCAGAGAAUGACACUAAUGUAGCUAUUGCAGAGUCAAUGUAUGAAGGGCAGCUCAGAGAAGAGAUAACAAUACAGUCCAAUGCAAUACUGACAUUCGAACGAAGGGAGGAAAGAUACACAGCCUCAACUGAUGCACCAGAGACACAGAAACCUGAAGACAUAUGUGUAUCAAUGGUUGGAUUCAUAAUUGCUCUUGUGAUAACUGCUCUCCUUGCAUUAGUAGCUGUGGCAGUAGCAGUAUCGUGUUGGCUCGUAGCUUACCGUCGACGACCAAAGCUGGCUGGGCCAUUGCCUCAUCCUCCUGAAUUCCCAAAUCCACUUUUUACAACACCAGAACCAGUUGCCGAACCCUCGCCUGAUUAUCUUACGUGAUUUGUGAUAUUUUACUCAAGUAAAACAUGUGGGACCUGAAUCAAUCACUCUGGUGCUCAGUUUAUGACUGACAUAAAGAAACUAGUUCCUCCUUCAUACAAUGGUUAGCUUCAAUUAUUAAUGGACUAUUUUCAGAAUGUAUAGUAUGUAUGUUGUGUUGCUAAGGAGGAAAAGUGAAAAUGCAAUUGAGAUCAUAUUGUAGUCAUAAUCUGAAGAUCUAAAAUGCAUUUUCCACAGUGUAGUCACCUCCUCCAAUGGCUUUGUGUAAAUGACACGAAAUAGGGUUUGUUCCACAUAGCAGUGGUGGUGGUUUAUUUUAUAGUAGUUCAUACUGAAAAUCUUGGUAUUGCAAGACUUAAAACGUACUGUCAGACUUAAACUUAUUAUGAUUUUGGUCAUUAAUGUAGGAUUGCCUCCACUUUUAUGCUAUUGGUUUUAUUAUUUUACAUCUUGUACCCCUAAGCUAGAUUUCUUUGCUGCAUUGUGAGCUUGACUGAAUUAGCCAUUGGAGGAUUUGAGUAGUUACAAUGAUAUAAAUAAUAAAUGUGAAUAAUGUUGAUAUGUAUUUUGUGUGUUAUGUUGUUGUUUGUGUCAGAUACUUUUCUGUUACUUAUGCUAAUAUUCUACUAUUCCAUGUCACAAAUUAUCAUUAACUCAUCAUAAAAAACAGUAUGGUAAACAUGCCUGCCAGUUUUGCAAUCAUCAUUACACACCUUCACAAAUAAAGAAGUAUGAUGUUUUGAACGUCAAAUAAUUUUCUAAAUAAUAUUUAUUAAUUUAUCUGCUGUAACAUGAAGAAAAGAUUUGAACCUCUCUAGAGCCAUGAAUAACAAGUCUUCCAUUUGCAAUUAGAUUGCAGCAAAACUGACAGCCUUCACUCUAUUUUCAUCACAUCUUCAUUUAAAUAUUUAUUAAAUGUUUGUCCCAUAAAAGACUGCCAUUUUGCUACAGUAGCUGUAGAUAUGCAUGAGUUGGUCACAUUUGCCUCAUGUAUUGUACAGAAGAAUUCUCAUCCUAUGCUGUGCAUACCACCUUGUCUGGAAAGAAAUUUCUGUAUAUAAUGCCAAAAUUGCAGAAUUUUCAGUGGUUUCAAUUGUGUUAUAUCAGCAAGCUGCUGUUUAUUCUGUAAAAACAAAGUUUCUAACAUGGGCACAUUCUGCAGUGUAAUUUAUGUGUUUCUACCAGAUUGUACUAAUGUGCUUCUGUUAGUUAUUUUGAAGGGAUACUGUUUUUUUUUCCUUUUGAAUAUUAGGAAUCUCUUCAUUCAAAAUUUUUUUCGGUGAAGGGUAAAGGUGGUAUGCUGUGCCAUUUAUGAUAAUUGUAUUAAUCAAAUUAAGCAGUUGCUUUAAUUUAACUUCUGAAAUACUCUGUUUCCAGAGGCCUGAAAUAAUUCUUAACUGUGAGUGAGUCUUGUAAUUGUGAUAAAUGUCUAAUAAAGAAGUUGUUAUAAUUAAA